CUCACCCCUCCACUAUCACUGAUCCAAGGCCACAUCAUCAGAGCGGAUAUCUGCUUUCACUUCUCCUACAAGAGUCUGACUUUAACCACCAAACUCAGCGCAUGUGAGUUUCCUGUUUUUGAAGAGGAGCGAGCUCUGAACUGCACAUUCAUCACAAUCCCGGGACAAUGACUCAGUAGCUGAGAAGAAGGUGGCUUGAGGGCGGCAGUGGUCUCAUCUGGUCUCCUCCACAAGGGCAGCGCAGUCUCUCCCCCUCUCUCCUCUCUUCUGCGCGCAGUGUUUCUUUAAAAGGCUGAACUCGCCGGUCUGUGAGCAGGGUUAGGCUCACCGCUUAGACUCAGCUGUGUGUCCCCUUCCAGUAGUGACAUGGCACAGAGGCGGUGAGCUGUCCGUCAGCAGCAUCCUGCACCAUGGACGCUCUACGGCGGCCGCAGCGGAGCGGAGCCUGCGCCGCGCUGAGCACCACGAUGCCCGUGUGGAUCUUACUGAGCGCGGUGUCGGGACUGAAAGCAGAGGACGACGGUAUGGAAGAACUUGCCACGGAGAAGGAGGCGGAGGAAAGUCACCGCCAGGACAGCGUUAAUUUGUUGACAUUCAUUCUGCUGCUGACCUUAACAAUCCUCACCAUAUGGCUCUUCAAACACAGACGGGUCCGUUUCCUUCACGAAACCGGUCUGGCAAUGAUUUACGGUGAGGCUUAUAGGAUUAAAUAUUGAAUGCACAAACACACUCUCCUUCACAAACAGCAGCACCACCUUCCCGCAGGCUUUGCAUGAUUCAGUGUCCCUGGUGGUUGUACAGCGGCUGCACACAGGCGAUCGGAGGGGAAAGCUGGGAGGACAGAGAGCUUUUAAAGCUAAAUAAAUGCUCCAAAGGCGCCUCCGCAUUUCCAUCAGCUCACACAGAUCCUAAUUGGCUGGGCCACUGCUAGUUUCUAGAAGGUGCUGUUAGCUUCACAGCUCUGUGAAACUCUGCAGUGGGCUACUGCGUGCAGCUGUAUCCCUCUCUGUAGUUCUCUGACAGAUCUGGGGCCACUCACACUCUGCUGUGAUGUUAUAGAUUACAUUUUAGUGACCUUAACGUAGAGUAUGUUAUGUUUUAUUCCCAUUAUGAUGCAACCAGGAGAGAUUUCAGACUGUCUGUGGGUUCUUCAAUUACCAAAAGAGCAACAAGAAAAAGCUGAGAGACACAUAUGGAAUAAAACACAGUCAAAAAAUUGCAUGUUUACCAUAUAUACACACUAACUUAGCCUAAAUUUGAUGUGUAGGUUCAGCCAGUGUAGGUUUUUUGCAGGUCAAACUAUCAUAAGUAUGCAUCCAUCUUGAAUAGCAAGAUUAUUUUGGUUGUGAAGAACAACAAAAUAAUAAUUAUAAAAUAAAAUAACAACUGUAAACUCAACCAAAAGUAGGAUUGCAUAUAACCACUAACAUAAAUCAGAAGAGUGUGACGGUAUGUUGUUAGACACAUAUUUAAGUGAGACUUUAGUACAUUCCACAGUCGGCUACAUCCUCAAACAUGCAAACUAACCUGCAGUUAACCUAGACUAACAGUAGUCUUCAGCAGUGAAAGGCUCACCUCAGCUUUCUGUCCUAAUGAUUAAUGGUGCCGUGGAUGUUUGCAGGGCUUCAUCUGAGCAUCAGAUGUUUGCAGUAAGCAUGAAUGCAUGUGAAAUAGGUUUUUCAUGAUAAGGACUUAAUUGUGCAUGUUCGCUGCAUGAUGGUAAAUUAAAGAUGGUGAAAGUAAAGCAGAGCGUCACAUCUGUCACACCCACCAGCUGUGGCUUGGCUGUGUUUCUGUGCCAGUCUUUAUUUAUUAUCCCAGAAGAACUUUGUGUUUAACCACCUGAUCUGUGUUACAUCCUCUAUUGCAAAAACUAAGGCUCUAGAAAUUUCCCCUUUGCUCAUUGCAUGCAAUUAUUAAGUACCAAAUCUGAACUAUGAUUUUUGUUUUUCUAAGGCCUUAGUGGUAUUUGAUUCUCAUGAUGAUCCUGCUCAUGAUUAGUGUCCCAUUUAUCUUCUGGGGCCUUAAGAUGGUUGUGAAUGGCGGUGUAAAUACUCUUGUUAUUUGAUGCAGACAAACAGUCAUGGUCCGUAGUUUGUCAACUGCUUGUUUUCAAGCAGAUGACAAACUGUAGGCAGGAUAUUCACAAAGCUGCCACAAUGCAAUUUAGAUUCAGUAUGAUUCAGGGUUUGCAAACCGUACUAGGCAGCAUAAAAAGGCCUUUGUAAUACCAUUAACAACAUUUCUUAAAACUUUUCUUGGGGUUCCAUAGGACGAACCUCAGAAGUUUUUCUGUAAAAUUGUGUAAUUGCGGGAGAUUAUCUCCUGGAUUGUCUGGAACAGUACACAUCGCCUCACUUGGAGCAGUAGUUUACUCACUCAUGUGAACUGUCCUGUUGAUGGAGGCAGCUGUUCUGUAGGGUCACUCAGGAGAAAUAAUGCUGGCUCUAGCUUUAUUGUUUGGUGAAAACUGAGUCAAGUUCCUUCUCAACAUUUUUCCAAUACUUGAAUAUUAAUGUAUGUUGCACUGAUAGUUAGUUCCAAUGUCUCUUUUACUCUUUUCACAGAGGGGAGAGAUCUGGAGGUUUAGUUUGUUUGGAAAUAGAGGUGUCCAGUGUUCUCUGUGUAAGUUAAACAUGUUUGAGGGGGCUGGGCUUUCUGGCUUUCUCCUACAGUCCAGAAUCAUGCUAGUCAGGUAGAACAGUCACUGUAUAUUGCAUGUAGGUGUAAGAGGUAAAGAGAAAGACAGAAUCCAUUUGGAUCAUAUGGAGGCUAAGAGCUUUGCACAUUGUGGGAUAAUUAAGGGUGUGGUCCAUUGACAGACAGGUGUGUGUGUGUGUGUGUGUGUGUGUGUGUGUGUGUGUGUGUGUGUGUGUGUGUGUGUGUGUAUUGUGGCUGUUUGCAAAACUAAGGUGAGGAUGAGGUAUCAGAGGUAUCAAAGUGAUACCUGCUGAUUUUGUUCUGUUGUAAGUGUAGCUUGCGCUUCUUCACAAAAGCUCAUCCGUUCUUUCCCAUGUAACACUGUAACACUAAUUAGGAGUCUAAGAAACAUGAAAAAGGCUGUAUCAGCAGUGUUAAGCUUAUCACUCGGUCUGAUCCCACCACCUUAUUGCUUCCACACAUGAAGAAAAUAACUCUAUAGAAGUAGCCUUCAUGCUUAAUAAUCAUUUGACUUGUUUUUUAGGCCAUAAAGAGACAUUAUUAUUAGUUUCUGUUUGUUUCAGGCCUAGCUAAAAACUCUUCACUGGAGCUAUAAUGACAGAACAUUAUGUUUUUUACUUUGUUUCAGUAAAGUACAAUGGUUAAUAAUUUUAUCCUCUAACUGACUAACACUGACAAAUCAAUGCACAUACUUGAAGUCUUUAUUCUACCAUCAUCAGUUUGUUGUGUUGACUGGAUUUGCAGCAUUCCAUUCCAUUUCCUCUUGAAUGUGAUAUCUGCUUUUAUGUGUUUGUCUUAGUUUGGAUUAAUCAUUGUGCAAGUAUCCAUCAUGUGAACUGGUAUUGCAGCUGGUUUGAUUCUUUGCAGCCCUUUCUUUCCAUAUGCAGUGUAUUUACAUCAUUGCAUUCUUGGGAAUUUUGCACGUGUGUUUUCUAAUUUGCAUUUUGAUUUAAAUUUGCAGCAUGUUCAUCAUUAUUGAAAUCAUUUGGUCCAUUAAGCUUGAUUGCCCCUGCCUGCUCCUGUGCUAUGAGACUGUAUGUCUGUGAUUCACUUUUCACCCAGCUGCACACAGACUUUUCCUCGAGGACUAUAGAGUUAAAGCAUAGAUGGAGUUUGAUCACAGGAAGGUUCACUUUAUAGCAGAAAACAUUGACUUAAAUAGGCUAAACUUGCAUGCAUGUUGAUUUUAGGGUCUGAAACAAAUUUCCUGGAGUGAUAGACAGCAGAUCAAAAAGGUUUAUCAUCCAACUAAAAACAAAUCUAGUGACAUUAUUAUAGUAAGUGUGACUGUUUUUUUAAAGGUGUCUCACUCUUACCAGCUCUGCUUGUGUUUUUGUCUCACGGUGCAGCAUUUCAGUGCAGCAGAUGUCACUUAUUAACCAGAUUCCACAUAAAAAAGCCAGACUUUGAUUUGUUUUUUUUUUAUGCUUAAAAAGAGAAGUGCCCUUUGGCAUUCUUCCAUUUUAAACGGCUAAAGUAGUUUCAUUGUCCUGCCUUACAAAAAUGGAGAACCUCUAGACAGUUAAGGUCAAAUACAGGCUGACAAUCAUAAGUUCCUGACAUGGGAACAUAAAUUUCACCCACUUAAUGUGUUAUAUGCUGUAAAAUGAGUGUAUUCACCCUUUAUGUAUUUGUCAGGGGAGUGAACUGUCUUUUAUAAUUACUCUUUUCAGUGUGUUGAGUAAAAUCUGAUGAAGUUAAGUUGAGUGAGAUGGCACUGUUUGUCUUCUUGGACUCUCACCAGUGUAAUAAUGCUGCCAAUGGAGCGAUUGAUCUGCUGUACAAAGAGCAGACUGCACACCAAAGCUUGUUUUCAAAGCUGGUUUAUUGUCACUUGGUUAUUUUUGCUUCGUAACCAGCACAAAUGAAUGAUCAAGAAUAUGUCAGAGAAGUUUUUGGGUGCCAGUUUAAAAGGAAGGACAUGUUAAAUGAUAGAUAAUAAAUGCCAACUGUCCCCUUUUAAUUUCAUUAUUCAAAAACCACAAGCUGGAAAGAACCUAAAGUUUGUGCAGUGUGUUGUUUAGUGUGCAUUGGGACAAAUUUAGACUACAAGAGGUUUGAUUUCCAGUGACUGUCAAACAUUAACCUUGUGCUUUCUGCUAAACUGUCACUGUUGGUCCCUGUCUGUAUCUGUGGUCAAAGCCAGAGUGUGAUGUAUGAGGUUAACCCCAUGUCGGGCAGAGUGUGAGCGCAGUGUUGGCAGCUCUGCUUGGCCGAGUCCUCUGCAGAUAACUGCUGUCUAAUCAGAGGAUUUAUGUUCUCUAACUGCCCAGCUCAUCCCUCCUCUUCCUCCUUCAGCUCCUACUCUACAUCUCUACAUUUUUCCUCCUUUGCUCUGCUGCUCUCUGUGUCUCCUCCUGAUCCUCUGGGCCUGUAAAAUAGAAGCACCUGGAACAUUGUGUAGUGCUAAGCAAUUAAACAGAUGAGCUUCAGUUUUGUGUGUUUUUUUAUGUUAAUGUGGUUCCUUCUGUUAUAAGAAUGUCUGACGCUAAUACUUAUCUCGUGUUUUCUUUGUUGUUUUCACGCUUGGCUCAGGCUUACUAGUAGGCGUGAUCCUGCGGUACGGCAUCCCCGCCACCAGCUACCACAACAAGACGCCCCCGAGCUGCACGCUGAAGGAGGGACCUGUCAGCACCCUGCUGCUCAACGUCAGCGGGAAGUUCUUUGAGUACACCCUGAAAGGAGAGAUCAACUCCAGGGAGAUUCACAAUGUGGAGCAGAACGACAUGCUCCGCAAGGUGAGAGUCAGACGAAGGCAGCAUCCUGUCAGUUCUGGAUUUACCAGAUUCACCCUGUUAAAGGAGGAUUCUGUUUUUUAAACCUUAGCACAGUUAUUUAAAAGAUGGAGGAUCUGACUCUCUUGACUGCAAGUUCAGACUCCUUUACAGCGUGGAUCUGCUGGCGGUAGUCAGGAUGGCUACUUUCAGCGGCUUUUCUUGUUGACCCAAAUUUGGAAGACUUUUUGAUAAAAUCAACCCUCCAUAAUGUUUAUUUGUACAAUAGUACACCACCAAUUGCUUUAAAUGUAUCAUUUUGCUAUUUUGCCAUCAUCUUUUUUGAUGAAUAAUUUUUAUUUGGAAGUAUACAAGCACAGAUUUACAAGAUGUUUAUAUUACAUAUUUCCACUUUUUUUCCCUUUUAAAUUGAACAGAGAACAAUCCACCCCAGAACAUAGGGCACAUGAUUCUGUAUGUAAGGGUUAACGUAAAUUUGAAUAACAAAGCAUUUUCAGGUGAGGAUAUGCUAUACCUACUUUUGAUAUAUGUAAUGACAUGUCCAAUUUACCUGUAAAGUAUGCCAAAUCAAAAAAGAUAUUAAAGAGCUUAAUUAUAACACAAGACACAUACAUACAAAAGCAGUUUUAACAUGUGAAGGUGGAAUGCAAGAAGGAAAAAAAAAAACAGGCCAUACUUUAGACAAUUUAUGAACAGGUUAGUACAAGAUAAUGCAAUCCAAGUGAGGGCAAAAGAAAGAAAAAGAAAGUAGUAAUAAAUAAAUAAAAUAGUGCACAAAAUAGUCUGGAAAUGGUACUGAUAUUAAGGAGAGGAAACAGGUAUAAACAUUUUUAUCAUCAUUUUGUCAUUAUGAGGGAGGACAGGCAGUCUCCUGGGGUUACUCUAAAAAUUUGGUAUAAAGUAAAUUAGAGAUAUAUGUCUUAAAAAUAGAGCCAGGUAUAAAAAUACCAGAAUUCCUCUUGAUAUUUUCUCUAUUUACUUUCUUCUUCAGGUGACCUUUGACCCUGAAGUAUUCUUCAACAUCUUGCUCCCUCCGAUUAUUUUCCAUGCUGGAUACAGUCUGAAGAAGGUGAGAUGCCACAUGCCAAAUUUGUGACUAUUUGUGUGCUGGGUUUGUUCAUGAGGAGUAACACGAGAUCAUGUCAUUGGCUUUGUGUGGGCCAGGUGCACAUUGGUGCUGCCACAAACUGCUGUUUCAUUGGACAGAUGGUUUGCUAAGAGAAGCCCUCAUUGGACAGACUGUGAGAGUGCUCAGUGUUUACUCAACAUAAGUAGUCCUUCUGUGGGGAAGUCCACAGCAGAUGUCUUUCAUUUCCUCUUAAAAAGGGCUGACAUUGACACCACUAGUUGUUUCUGCUUUUGAGCAGCAGAUUAGUAGUUUUGGGGGAAUUCUGUGGGAGGAUCUGUGGUUUUCAUCACUAAUCCAUCACCAUAUUUAAUGGCAGGAUGGUACUUUUUGGGUACAGGAAUUGCGCAUUUUAGAUCUUGAGAUCAGGUGAUUCAGAGCCUCAACCUUUGAGUAAUGGAGAGUGAAAUGUGUCUGAGCAGCUGGUGAUAUCUGAUCUGUGUCCCUAUUAUGAGGGUGCAGCUCAUCCUCAUCUGAUUAUACAGUGAUGGAUGAUAUCAUGGAGGCAUGUUCACAUGCACAUCUUCACAUCUGACAAAGAGGUUAUAGUGAGGCUCUUAAACUCCUAAAGUAGUAUUGGUUGAUUAUUGUUGUCUGGUUAAUGCUUUUGUUCAGACUGAAAUUCCUCUGCAGUUAUUGAGUUGUUUGUUUAAAUAUUUGUGCAAAUCAUGGUGGAUGAAAGAAUGGUUAUACAGACAUUAAGCAAAAUGCAGGGCGAUCAAAAAAGUCUACCAGGACAUCUUAUUUUAUUUUUACACCUUGUACUUUGAACUGCAACAAAAAGGAGAGUCACAUUUAAUGUGGGAUAUUUAAACAAAAUUAUAUGCUAUGGUGCAUGCAAAAUGUAUACUCUAUAAUGACAGAAAUACAAUGCACUAUGGUAAAUAGGAAAAAGUCUGGAAUUAGAAAUGUGGUACUAUUUGUUUGUAACUCUUUCCUUUUUGCGUUAAACAUAGCAAGAAAAUUGUUCAUGCUCACUCUCACCAGCCAUAUUUAACCAGCUGACUCACCUGUUUUUGUACAUUUUUAUGUCUUUUUUUGUGUGAAUGUAUCUUAUACAAAAUAUCGUCAUAGAAUAAGUAUCAAGUGUUGGUAAGUGUCAACUCUUUCGUGUUAAUAAUAUAAGAUACUGACCAGGGAGAGGGUCUGAUUAGGGUAACAAAUCAAGAUGCAAAUGUAGCUCUGUCACUUGAUGAAAUGCUAUACAGGUCUAGGUUAUUCUAGGUGUCCAUCAAGAUUCAAGACAAUAUACUUGAAUUGUAGUUGACUUUAUUAGUAAUCUUAUGUUAAAUCCCCAUCAUUACCCUACUGCCCCUGACACCUGAAAACUAGAAAAUUAAACCUAACAACUGAAUUAGUAAAAAUAUAAAUAAAAAUAUAGUAUGCAGGGGAAGUAAUAAAAUCAGUCAGUCAACAAACAAAGAAAUACAUUAAAUUUAAUUAAAUGAAAACAGUAACAUAAAACAAGGACUAGCUAUCCAAGAAGACAACAUCUAUGUCCAUAGGAUGUCAAGCCUUUAGGGUUUCAUGAAAGUGAAAUUGACAUCAGGCUAAAAGUACCGUGGCAAAUUUCCUCCAGGUCGUCAUGAAGAACAGACCGUUGCUGGGGACCACAGAUGCUAGUGGAGGAGCUAUUGAAGAAGUCUGAUGAAGUUUACGUUUGUUUUCAAUGUGAAUUAAUGAAGGAGAAGAAAAUAGCAAAGACUGAGCAGAUGAAAUACACAAACACUUAAAGUAGCAUCAGUUUUGUAAGGAAAUCUAUGGAGCUCUAUGGAACAGACAGUUUUCACUCCACAGCCUGUACCUAAAUUUGUCAGCUCUAGCGUUAACUGGAUCUGGACUAUAUUGUGUAAGAGUGUAAAAAUCUGGACUAAAUGAUCCUAGAGAGGCUAAUGUCUCUUUAUAACACAGUUUCAGAUUUUUUUCUUUAUUCUAUUUGUGAAAACACACAAAAUAAGGGUUUAAUCUUUCUUCAUGGAAAUGCAAUCAGACCGAGAUGCUAAGGCAGAAGAAUUACUGCGUCUGCAAUGCAAAUAAUUAACAUGGUGAUUAUUACUUCAGGAAAUGAUAAAGACAUUAUUAUUAAUGUUCUACCUUGAGCUGUGUCACCCCGUCAGCAGUCUGUAAUGGACUGGCCUGAGGUCUCGCUACAAACAAGCAGCUGCUGGUAGAGAGUGGGUGAGUUGUUUUUAGUGUCUUUGCUAAAAAAAUUAGGCAAAGUUAAAAAGAUGUUUGGUGGCUAGUACUAUGGCUGGGACCCUAUAUGUACUGUUGAUGAAGUUAGGUGCUGUUCUGAGCAUUAUUUGUGGCUAUAGAGCGGCUUUUUGGUUGAGGUCUGUGCAUGGCUCCUCAGACAAAGUUGGUGAAAUUAGAGAAGCAAGCGGUCGGCAAAAUUCAUCUCUCGAGGGGUUGUAUAACUCGGUGGUACGGUGUGUUUGACCCUAAAUUAAUUUCAUGCGUGAAUAUCCCUUUAAGUCCUUUUUGCCAAAACAUUUCUGUACCAGCUAAAACUGAAGCUGCAAAUAUUGUUCUAACUGACAUGUCUAUUAAACACUAAUGGGACAUUUUCUAAGAAUAUGGUCGAUUGCGCUCCCCCUUUAACAAAACACUCAGUAGAGGAACACCCUUACAUUAUUAGAUUAUAGAGAAAAAAAACACCCAGACACUUCGAAGUAUAACCUGCUUGUAUUGGGUAGCCUGUGACAUUUUUUGUUGUUUUUCUGUAACAUUUUCUUGUCUUAAUAUUGUAGAGUUGCAAUGAUUAGUGUCACUAGAUGAAACCUCUCUGUUUUUCCAGUUUGACUUGUGCUGGUGUCUUCUCUUAAGUACAGGGUGCCUCAAGCAGGUUGUCUGAAUGUCCCUGACAUAUUGAAGCAUUGUACGGACGGGUCUUUUUUGUUUUUUUGGUGAAAGUUUCAUUCAAGUAGGAAUUUGCUGAGUCAAACAUCAGGCCUCAGGAAACAGGAAGCGGAUCGUCUCAGUCUGUCACUUUGGAGAGUACUUUUAUCAAUCGUGGGCUGCAGAGAGAGCUGAUUUAAAGCUCUGUGUUUGCAGCUAUAGAUGGAAACAGAAAAAGAUGCAGUCCUCUCCUCAGCUGCUUGUUUGGUUGUUUACGUGUCAGCUCAGUUGAUCAUGUGCUUUAGAUCAUUGCAACUGAACACACCAGACUGUAACUGAUGUGGAAAUAUUUGUGAAUAAUUACCUCUUAGUCAUCUUACUGUGCUGCCUCAAAAGAUGUGUCAUGUAAAUCCUUAACACAGUGAACAGUGUUUUUUCCUCUUUUUUUGUUGGAUUCUUGGAUGUUUUAUUUCACAAAAUCCGCCCUGACAGUCACUGAGGAAAAGACAGUUUCCUUUAGAAAUCUGAAUCAGCACUUUUGUUUCACAGCCAGCUUGUGGAAGAUAAAAUCUGUGGGUGUCAUCCAGGGACACUUUAGUGUUUGCUGUUGUUUGUUUUACAACCAGUCAAACAGUUGAGUGUAGGUUUACGUUAUUCAUCCUGUUUGACAAAUAACUCUCUCAACUGCUGCCAUGACUUGAAUCCUUUAGUGCUGAAAGAUAUUUAUUUUGAAAACGUUUUAUUAACUGAAGUAGCUGCAUGAUUGGACUCUAAGCAAAUUAAAAAUAACGCAUCAUGUCAACCCAUUCUAUUGGGAGUGAGAAAUAUAUUCUUUAAAACUUAAAAUGAAGCACACAAACUUCAGUGGAGUUUCAUUCAAUAUCCCUGUUGUAAUCGCAUUUUGACAAGAACUCAUUGGCUUUUACAUUUAUAAGCCUAAUUUCAAAAAAGAUGGCACACUGCAAAAAAUGUUACUUAUAAAAUUGAUUCCGAGGAUUUGACAAUAAUUUAAAUCUAAUAUUUGACUGAAAAUAGAGCAGAGAAAACAUACUGAAUCAUGAAAGUGAAAAGUUUUACUGUUUGGUAAAAUUAAAUGCUACUUUUCAAUUUGAUGCUUCAAAAAAUGUUGAAAAGCAUUAAUUAACAUCUGUGGCUCUCAGAAUAGACACCUGACAUAACUCUGUGAUGGAAAUCACUGCAUGGGUUCGAAAAUGUCUGUGAGUUUAUCACAGUAUCAGGAAAUGUACGGUGGGUGUGAGGUGCAAAACACAACAGCAAAAGAAAACACACAACACAAAAAGAGAAACACAAUGUUUAGUGUGGCUGUGUUUUCUGAUUUGCCGUUGUGUUUUCCUUUUUUUGUGUUGUGUUUUCUGAUUUGCCAUUAGGUUUUGCACCUCAGGGCCACCAUAGAACCUGAUAUAAACAUGAUCCAGACUGAUGACCUCUGCGAGCCUGAGCCCAUUCAGACUCUAUAGAAAACACAGCAGCAAUUCAACGUAACAGUUUAACAAUACAUAUACAAAUCUUCUGACAGCAGCACUAUGUUGACAGAGUGCAAGACCCUUUGAUUCAGAGUCUUAUUGAUCAUAAGCAGAAAUGUCAAUAGCAGUUCAGCCUGGUCUGAGGGACCCUGAAUCUUCCCCCAGAGGGUAAAAGCUCAGUUGAAACUGGUGAAAAAUGUGGGUCAGAUUAGACACACUAAGAAUAUGCCUAAGAAUAUACUGCUCAUAGAUUGUUUGAACAGAUGGGUGUUUUUUUAACUCAUGGUUUUCAUAGUCGCAUGCACAAGAUGGGUUAUCUGUGAUUUAAGAUGAGCAGAAUAGCAACCAUACCAGUCUGUUAUACCAUGUAACAGUUUUAAAAACAGCACUGCUAAACUCCAUAGACCCACAGUCUUUGCAGAUUGAGAUAAAAGUUCAGAGAAGGAGCUCUAAAAGAAAGGGUUUUUGGAAAAGAUUGAACAAACAAAGUACUUUGGGCAACCAUCAGUAAGGUCAUGCUGAUAAACUGAGAGAUAGAGAUUUUUUUUUUUUAAAUCCAAGCAAGGAUUUUUUUUUAAAGUCAUUUUGCAAAGUAAACUUGGUUUCUUCAGUGCUGUCUUAAUGUCAGUGAUUGAAAUAGUAUGUGUCUGAGUGAGUGGUAGCUGUAAUUUCACUUCCACCUGCUAAUUUUGUGGAGCUGUGCUCGUAUGGUUUUUCACUACUUGAACACCUUUGGUGAAGCAAAAUGAGGAAGAAGAAUGAUAAUGAAAAAAAUAACAGUGGAUAAGUUCAGUGUAAAAAAAAAAAGGGAGAACGGAACAAUAAAACUAACUGUGCUUUCCUGUCCUGAGUAUAAAAAGUCUUUUUUCCUCCCUUGUCUUAAAUCACCUUUUUCCCUCCUGCAGAGACAUUUCUUCAGGAAUCUGGGCUCCAUCAUUACCUAUGCUUUCCUCGGCACUGCCAUCUCAUGUUUUGUUAUUGGGUGAGUGAACAUAAAGUAACAUUUAAAAAAGUGAAUCUUUUAUAAUUCUACCCUUUUGGGCUGAAGGUACCUGUUGUUCAACUGUCAUAUUCUGCUCAUCUCUCUCCUUUUAAUGUCCAUCUGCAGGAAUCUCAUGUAUGGUGUGGUCAAACUAAUGCAAGUGGUCGGACAGCUGACCGACAAGUUUUACUACACAGACUGUCUCUUCUUUGGAGCGAUAAUCUCCGCUACAGACCCAGGUGCAACACAAACACAUAAGGACACUUUAUACAAUUCAUCAGUCAGACUGAUUAGUUUGACAUUUUGCUGAUUAAUUUGUACAUUUUUGAACAUGGAAAAUCAAGCAGAUAUGUCAAAGGUAAUUAGAGAUAUAAGUGAUUCACGGAGAGAUCAGUCUCAAAAAGCUUUCAGCUUGACCAGUCUCCACUGUUGUCUUUAGUUUAGUUUAGUUUAGUUUAGUUUAGUUUAGUUUAGUUUAUUUAGCACAUUGGUGAAAACAUACAUAUCAUAAACAUUUGUGACGCAUACUGUGCAAGGAAAGGAAGAAGCCAUACUGGCUUAUCUGGAAUCCUUUCCUUAAAAGAAAUAAUAAUUAAACAAGAUUUAAGAUCAAGAGAAUAAAAAAAAGGAAAAAAAAAUCACAAACGAAAGAGUAGUGCAAUAAAGAAAUGAAAAACAAAGAUGAAGAGAAACAGAAUAAUAUAAAGUAAAAUUGAAAUUACACAAAACAGAAAUUGUUUGAUUACAUCAAGUUAGAAAUUAAGUAAUGUUUUAGAUGUUUCUUGAAAAUUGAUACUGAUAGUGAUGACUGAAGUGAUGUAUCAAGAGUCUUCCACAACUGUGGACCUCUGAAUUUAAUAAAUCUUUGUUGUUUUGAUGUUCGGCAAUGGGGCAAUUUAAAAUCAACUCUUUGCCAGUUGUAGAGGUACAACUACAGUUGACACGCACUGUCCUGCUCUACCUCUGGGACUUUGUGCCGAGCUCUUUGUUAGUGGUGAUAAAGAAGGUCUUGUGUUGAUAAUUAGUUGCUUCAUUGUUAAUGUAAAAAAAAAAAUCCUUUAUUCACUCUGUGCAUUGCUUCUGACACUGCUUGGCAGUACCUGCAUCCAAAUGAAGCACUUUGUUGCUCUCACUGAUCUUGUUUCCUCUUGUCUAGAUCUUUGCUUGUACUGUUCUUGCUCUCAAAUGUGCGUUGCUUUGGAUAAACAUCUGCUAAAUUACAUUGUAACAUAGCAACAUUGUAACAUCAACCCUUUUUACAUUUCAUAUUUAACCUUUAGUAGUGCUUUCUUUGUAUCCAAAAUGAAACUAAAUAAUAUACAGUUGGAAUUACAGUUCAUCACCCAUGAGUACAAAAAUGAUUUCAGAAGUAUUUCUAAUUUAUAAAAAAUAUCCUAACUAAAGCCCUAAAAUGUUUAGUAAUGAAUUUAAAACUAGUUUCAGUCCAAAGCACGCAAAUGAAAAAUUCCAUUUUGACUUGCUUGUGCUAAAUUUAAGGUGUCUUCUUACAUCACAUUUAUUUCAUCUGUAAUAUUAGGGGGGAAAUCUUAAUCUGUAAAGAUCCCUGAAGCUCAUAAGAAUUGGAUUAUAAAUGUCAUUUCUGAAGCUCUUUCUUGUGAAAAUCAAGUUUUAGAUAUUUGUUAUUAGAGCUGCACCUAGACAAAAUCCUGUUGUGGGUCUACAGGGUUGAGAGUAAAACUGGUUUAGAAAAGCUGAAGUUGCACUGAUAACAUUUUAAACAUGCUCCUGAAAGUUCUGUGAUGCACAUUUAUAACUGUAUAUGCAGGAUUAUGUGUUUGUUUGACCGUUAUGUUAUCUCUGUGUGCAGUGACAGUGUUGGCCAUCUUUAAUGAGCUCCAUGCAGACGGGGAUCUGUACGCUCUGCUGUUUGGAGAAAGCGUCAUGAAUGAUGCAGUGGCCAUCGUGCUCUCCUCGUAAGUCACAUUUGUGCCUUCUAAACCUACAUCAGUCACAUUUUACCUCCUAAUUCAGCGGGCCAAAGCUGAGUCUGUAUGUUGGGCUGCUUUUCCCUCCUGAUGCUGAAAUUCAACACUUCAGUGUGAGACAGAGCAGCAAUGAUUGCGUGGCUGAUCCAGGACAGACAGAUGACUCUCUGACUCCCUCUAGUGGAUGAUAAAUCACUAAAACCGAUGACAAGUUAUCUUUUCUUAUUUUUUACUCAUUAUUUUUUAAAAUUGAUAUAAAAAUAGAAAUCUUACAACAUGUGUGGGUGUUGGAGAUAACUGUGUAAUCCAAACCCUGACCUUUUCACGACAGCUUUACCUGAAAGAUGUCCAAAAAAAAUCCACAAAACUUCCAAAUAUCAGUGUUAACAUAAAAUAAAAAAAAAGGAAACUAAAUGUCAAAAAAAAGAAGAACAAAAAACAAGAACUUGCUGUAUUACUCUUGAAGUAAAGAUUACUUUAUUGCCUUACAUGGAUUUCAAUUUCAAACUUUUUUUCGUUUUUUUUUUUAGGACACGCAGAGACUCAUUAAACAAACAUUUUCACAACAUUUUCUCUAAUAUUUCAUUGUAUUCGUGUGAGAAAAAAAAAUCUAUGUCACCAAAAUGACAUAUAAUCAAUUCUAGUCAAACUUAUUACAUAUUCUUUGUUUUUGUAUUUCAGGUCUAUUGUGGCGUACCAGCCCAGUGGAGCGAACACACACAUGUUCGAUGCCUCAGCCUUUUUCAAGUCUGUGGGUGUGUUUUUGGGUAUUUUCAGCGGCUCUUUUGUGAUGGGAGCAGCCACAGGAGUCGUCACUGCUCUUAUAUCCUUUCUCUUUUCCCUACUUUGAAAUGAGAAUACAAAUAUAAAGUCUGUUUUUUCAGAUUAUGUUUGAGUUUCUUGAGGCAGUGUUAUAUCUUUAACCCUGUCUUUACGUCACCAAGUUCACCAAGCUGCACUAUUUCCCACUGCUUGAGACAGCCCUCUUCUUCCUUAUGUCCUGGAGCACCUUCCUGCUGGCUGAGGCCUGUGGAUUCACAGGUGAGCUGAAUCAGAGUACAGCGAUGAUACACAUGGUUUUAAUUUAGGAAGUAGGCACCAGACAACUGUGGUCAAAAGGUUUAGUGAGAUCUGUAUGUUCAGCUGUUGUUUGGCCUCUCUCUUAUUGUAUUCACAUUUGAACGAAACUCACAGAAAUUCCCUAACACUUUUUGGACGCCUGAGUGGGUGUAAACAAAUACAUUUUUCAUUUAAAUUUACCUGUAAUGUUUACAGCCAGCAUCUGUAGACCCUGGGAGGAAGUGAGCUGAUGUAAGACUGCAGCAGAAAGAAGUCAUACAACUCAGGCAUGAUCAGUAGAGUCCCUGUUGGACACUGCUUAACUAUACUACUUUUGCAGUUUUCCUUUUUCCUGACAGACUUCUUGAGAUGAUCUUACUGUGAAGGACAUGUGAAAAAUCAAUGUAUAGAAAUUUUGUGGGCAAAUUUUCUGUUCAUGGGAUUCUGACUUCAAAAACAGCACUUUUAUUACUGUAAAAAGUAAAACGGUGUUUUACUUUAAUCUAUUACUUAAAUAUGGUUAUUUAUACUUGUUUUAUCUAUCUCUUUUACAGACUAUCUCAUUCUAUUGAUUUAAUUUUAAUGCGCAAGUUUUAGGACUGGGUCACAUUUUGCCAUGAUCAUACCUUCUGCAAUCACUCUUAAAAGUUAUUAAAUGUUGUCUGUGAGGAUUAUAAGUCAUCCUGGUCAUGGUAUACUUUGACAUUUUAAGCCAAAAACUGACUCAGCUUACUUCAAAGUCCUAUAGUUUUAUACUCUAGAGCACAUCUGGCCAGUUUAGCUCUUGAGAACCAUGUAAGUGUUUGUAAGUGUUUAUUAUUGUGUCAUACAUAUACAGUAUUUAUCUGUCUAGCUUGCAUAGGCUUACAUGAAUUGGUAUUAAAAGAGGUUUUUCAGAAACACAUACAAAAUUUAUUUCAUAUCCAAAAGGGAAUAUGAACAAAUGAUAUGAUUGGGGCAUAAGUAGAACAACAUAAUUAAAAUGACAUAAUUAGGACAACUUUUAAACAGUAACAGCUGUUAGCUCGUAUUAGGGAUUCAAACUUGCAUUACUAUAAUAGAUUUUACCAUUGUACGCAAGAGAUAUCAGUUAUUCUACCAUAAAAAGUUGAGUGGAAACAUUUUCAGAGACAUUAAUUGGUGAAGUGAUCAUAAAACAUUUGUCAAACUGAAAUUACUUUUUUUUUUCUUCCUGUCAGGGUCACUGUAACUCCUAAUAUUGAUGAUUAUUUCUUAGUUUUGUAUAUCAUGACACUGUUAAUGCAUGUUAUUGUCAUAGACUGGUAUAGAACUGUAAAAGAUCUUAAACUUCUUCAUCCAUUAUCACACAAAUAAGUAAAAAAAAAAAGAAUUUCCUCAUUGAAGCAGCAGAGGGCGUCGUUAGUCUGGGCAUAGCUUUUUAACCACUGGACUCUACAUUCCAGUACUGCAACUUCAUUAUGUCUUCAAUUAGAUUCUCUCUGCAUUUGAAAGGGCCUCUUUUAUUAAACUUUGUGCCCCAAAUUACAGAAAAUUUUAAAAUAUCCUUUUCUCAGAGCGUCUCUUCUCAUAGGCUGCAAAGUGACGCUAAUGACAUAAUAUGGUUGAUUCAUAAUAACAGUAUAAACAUAUUCAUUCAAUUGAACAUAUUUUUAAAGGCUUUUACAGUUGACGUGUAAAGCUGCAUAUAACGUAGAAUGACUCUUUCAAUUCCAGGCUCUCCCUCAUGUUGUUGAUUGUGCUGACGAAUGUAGUAAUGAACCAUUUAAACUAAGUGCUGCUAAACCCACCUCAGAGAACUCAAUCCAUCUGUUAUACAAAUGAGAUGUGACAGGGAUUUGAAUGCAGAUUAUGCAGCAGAUGUGCAGCAGAUGAAAUAAACUGAUAAUGUGAUGCACAGUAGCAUCAAAGGCAAUCAGAGGGAAAGCCAAGCUUUGUUUGUCAUGUUCCUCAACGGGUGAACUGAUCAUUGCAUUUCAAAAUUAUACAGCCGCCUCUGUUUAUUGCACUUAACCUGUUUGAGUUAGCACUUUGAAGCUCCAACGUUGUGUUGAUUUGUGUUUUUCUGCAGGUGUUGUGGCUGUGCUUUUCUGUGGCAUCACGCAAGCUCACUACACCUACAACAACCUCUCUGAAGAGUCUACAAAACGCACCAAACAGGUAUCAUGGACCACUUUCUGCACAUGCAAUUCCCCCCAUGUAUUUUGGCACUCAUGACCCCUUCAUAGUACUGAACAGGGUGCCAGAUGGAUCAGUGUUAGCCUGCUGUGACCUUAAUCGGGGUGUUCUGAGGACAUCCCUCCUGACGUGGCUGUUUAGUUUCUCAGAGGGGGUUCAGUCUUAAGGAGAGGGUGCGGAUUAACACCUCGGGAACACACAGCGUGACACAUUUUGGAUCAGAGCUCUAAGACUCUUGGCACGCUCAUAUAAAGGUGCACAUGCAAAUUACAAUGAUGAGGUUAAAGUCUUGCGCUCAGAUCAGGGGUUCUUAAACUUUUUGCAAUCAUCGACUUGUAAGUUGUCCUUUAUUGAAGUACCCCCGGUUUGUGAAGGAAACAAAAAACAUGUAAGAAAGUGGUUCAACACAGUGAUUCACUGUCAGUUUCUGCUUUCUAAAACAACUAACUUUAAUAAACUGAGAAAUAUGUUCACUUUAAACAGUAGAUGAGUCAAUGAGAACACCUAUCAUUAAAGGAGGGUAGUUUUACACAGCUCAACAACUCAAGAAAAAACAAGACAAAUCUGCAUGCUUAAUCAAUGCCAGAGAAGUAUGAUUAGCAGAUUCAUCUCACUUAAACAUCAUAUAUCACUAUCUGUAUAAUUGACACAGGAGCACCACAACCUGUCCUGGUGGCCUGAGUGCCUAUUUGGUCUGUCAAUGUGAACAGCAAGUUAGAGUGAAUAGACCUCCCUGAAUGCACGCAUCACCACACAACUCUUGUGGGUUAAUUUAUUUUGCUCAGCCAACUGCUAUUGUGUCUUGGCCUCUGUCUGCAAAAUAUGAUGUCUUAGUACCUCUUUGGACAGCUGAGCAACCAUGGACUUACUGCUUCUCUAUUAACAUAAGUCAGCAUUAACAGCAGGUAAAGUAGAAAAGGAAGAGGAAAGGUGGAGCAGAGAAGGAGAGAUUGAACAUAUAGAAGACUCUUGCUGCUGAUGUAUAAGUGACAUAUUAGUGGUACUGGUAAUUCCUUGCUUGUUAUUCUGAAACAGCUAUGGAGAGAGUCUAAACGAGCUGGAGUGAAAGACCAUACUCUUUGAUUCAAGGUUUUCAUAUAGUGAAAUGUUAUUUUUUCAUAAAGCAUCUUUUCAUAUGGAAACGGAAAUAAAAUUUUGUGUUUUAUCGCUGUAGUGACAGUUUUGGCUGGUUUUAAAAUGUAGAGCUAGGGACACAGUUAACCUACACAGUCCACUUCAUCUGGACUGGGAUAGAGUCAGACUCUGGGCCUGAAUUGUUAUCCCAGUUCACCCCUAAAGUCACCCAUCCAAGAGAACUAAGACUGCUCAGGAUUGAUUUAGUGUACAUGUCCCCAAUCUUUCCACCUGCUCCUGUCCCAGCUAUAUGCAUUGACUGAGUUGCAGCCUUUUCCCUUUCAAUGUAAAUCUUCUCUGCUCUAUGUUGUACAGUGGUGUAACCAGAACAACGGUCAUUUGCUGAUGAGGAGGGAGACAAUAUGAGAAGAAGGAGUGAGGCUUGCAGCUGUGUGUAGUAAUGACCAUUUUGAAAUAGUAUUAUGUGGUAUGCUUGUAAUGCAAUUCUUCAAUACUAUUUGGACAGCUCCAUUAAUAACAAAUAAUGUAUUAAUCUGUUUGAUACUGUAUUGCAAAGUUGGGGUUAUCAAACUUUUAGAGGCAUUGAAUAGGUGUAAUGGUUUGUCUCCCUUUUCUUGCAGCACCGACCCUUAACUAGACAAAAACGGUAAAAAGCCUUGUCUUGAAAUAUGGAGGCAUAUGAUGAUGUUGAAGAUGAUUUUGUGGGUUACAACUUGCAACUUUUGGGAAAUUUUUUGCAUUGUUAUGAAGACCUCAACUACCAUUUCAAAAUAAAGUUACAUUACUAGAAAAUGAGAGCAGAUUAACAUCUCAGAUAUGGCAAACACUUCCUGUAGUUCCCUCAAAGGUGCUUUAACCUCCAUCAGAGAAAUACUUCUUUAGGUUAAGAUGCUUCCAUAUUGGUACAUGUUACCACGCUCUGUUAUAUGCCUCCUACUUAAUGCAAAAAUAGAUGCAGUCAGCUCUGUAAUCAUUACUGCAGUGAGGAAGAAAGGGAGAAACAGCUUUGAGAGAGGGAACAGAUGAGGUGCUGAGCUCUGAGAACCAAACAGAGGAGGUUUUUAGAGCAGCACAGUGUGGAAAACCUUCUGUGAAAUUCCCUCUCUGGACCUGAACACUGUAAGACUCUGACUUUUGUAUUCAUGCAUUUCUAAAUUGAAAUCCUCAUGACUAUAUUCUCCAUGCAGCUCUUUGAGGUCCUUCACUUCCUGGCAGAGAAUUUCAUCUUCUCCUACAUGGGCCUCGCUCUGUUCACCUUCCAGAAUCACAUUUUCAGCCCCAUUUUCAUCAUAGGGGCUUUUGUAUCCUUUUGAAGCUGAGCAGGCAUGCAUUUUUAUGUCUAUGCAAUACUGCAAUAUUCUUCUGCGGCUGUGGAACUGGGUCAAAGAUAAUGAUUGAGGGACUGCUGUGAGGUCAGAGUUUUAGCUAAAGUUUCAGCAUCUUUGACCCCAGAUAUAUUUAGUCUUAAUGUUUAGAGAUAAUCAGACAUAUUAAGAUAAAAGAAAAUAAGGCAGUUUAAUCAUUUUGAUAUUUUUUGCUGCACUGUUAAGUCCCAGUAUGUUAGUAAAUGUCAUUGUUCACUUAAAGACACCUUAACCUGUCUGACAGAUUGCCAUUUUCAUAGGAAGAGCUUUCAAUAUUUACCCUCUGUCCUUCCUCCUCAAUCUUGGCAGACGACACAAGAUCAAAGGAAACUUCCAGCACAUGAUGAUGUUUGCAGGUAUGGAUAUGUGAUUGAGGUAACUUGUUAUAUCAUAAAAGAUUAAGGAUCCUUGUUUCCUUUAUGGUUGUUGAUAAACUCACUUUCGUAGCUCCAGUUUCAAUUGUAGAAUUUCCCUGCAGGUUUGCGUGGAGCAAUGGCUUUUGCCUUGGCCAUACGGGACACGGCAACAUAUGCCCGCCAGAUGAUGUUCACCACCACGCUGCUCAUUGUCUUCUUUACUGUCUGGGUGUUUGGUGGUGGAACGACACCCAUGCUGUCUUGGCUGCAUAUCAGGUGAUGAUGCAAUUAUAUUCUUUAUAAGGAAAUGUGACUUUGUGUGCAGCAGCUCCUCUGUAAUUAAAGAAACCUUCAAGUCUUUGUAUCACAAAAACAUCCAUUGACAGAAAAAGACCCAAAAAUAGACCAACAGUUUUGUAGCUUCAAAAUUAUAUCUCAAACUGUUAAAAUUGUGACAGAAUUGAAGGCUCCUCUCCUCAAAGUAUUCCAUUAAGUAUUUCAUAAUGCAAAAAUAUGUAUUUUUAUUGCACUAAACAGUGCUGUUCAUGAAGUCAAAAGGUGUGAAAAACAAAAACAAAGUGCAUUCUGAUCCUCUUGUGUUUAAAAUACAUGGGCCAGAUGUGACCAUUAAACAUACGGGGGGACCUGACAUUGUGUAGUUACUUGAUCAGCUUUGUUCAGGAAAGUAAGAAAUAGGCUUCAAAUAGCUGAAAAUGUCCCUUUGGAGUCAGACCUCAGGAACCUGAGUCUUUCCAUUAAGUGACUGGCAGCAUGUUAGAAAUGUAUUCCUGAAAGAAGGAAAAAGAGGGGGACUUCCAAUCUCCCAAAAUAAGUCUCUCAGUAACUAACAACCCCAGCAUCGAUGACUGUUACACAGAAGCAGAAGGACCUUUAAUUUAUAAUGAGUCCAGGUCCUGGCUCGAAGUUUUCUUUAGGUCUUAGAAAAUCAGUUUUAAAUUUUGGACCAGAAACCAGUUAGUAAAGGGCAGAUCUAAAAGAUGUGGACAGUUGUGUCUUCACACUGUUUACAUCUCUCAGACAGUGUCGAGACAGAGGAAUAAAGUUUUGCAAACUUAAUUUAGAACAGCGAAAACAGCAGAGAAUGUAGACCUGAAUCAGUCGGUGAUGUUUACGGCUUACAGAUAAAGAAUGCAUACUGGAAUGAAAAUAGGUCUGUCCUAAAAACCAAAAGAAAAAACUGUGCAAACGCAUAUUUGAGCAAAUGUACCUGUCCUUAUGAAACAGAAUAUUACAUAAUGGAAAUAAAUUAUGCCUCUACUAAAGGAAAAUUGCCAACAAAGAAGCUAGUGUCAAAGAUGCAAAGCUUCUCAGCAAGCUAAACACCGCUAGCCCUAGCUAAAGCUAUCUUAAGGAAAUACUCUAUAGAUAUCAGCUAAUUGAAUUUGAUUUAAAAAUCUUUCUUUAAUUUAGUAUUUUCAUGCUAACAGUUUUUUUUUUUAAUAAAACUACAUGAAUCUGACACGAGAAAAAAACAAACUGAUCCUCUUUUAAGCUAAUGUUAGCCAGUUUUCUACACACUUUCCAGGUAAUGUUCAACUCAUCAGCUAAUAAUAGUACCACUCUGUGUUUUAGUAAAGAAACAUUUGAAAAGAACAAUUAAAUGUAUUAUACGUAAAUCGAUCUAAUAUGUUGAAGAUUUCUGUGUAAAUAUUAGGAAAAAUUCAGACCAUCACCUUGUGAACAGGGAGGUACACAACUAACCUUUCAGUUAACGAUAGCUGGCUUGUGAACUGGUGCAGUUUACAACUUAGCAGUUUAAGAUAAAUUUAUUCUCUUAUUUUGUAAAACUACGUUAAAAUCAAAUCACUGAAUGUAUUGAACUCAAAUUAAUCCAAACAGUCUUUGAUUUCAGUCCAUAAAUACAGACCAACACCUGCAAACAGGGAGAGGCGCAACAAGCCAUGAGUAGUUACAGCGAUAAAUCUUCUUUGGGCAGCUUUUUUGAUUGGACUUAGUGUACUUUUUUGUUUGCACAAGUUUCUUUAUUAUUUCCAGUGUCAUCUCGUUCUUUUCAUGUUCACAUGACAGUUUGCCUCCUGCUGCCUUGUUAUUGUCCAGGAGAUGGGGCCAGAACUCCCCAUUGGUUCCUCUUCUAAAUUUUUAACUGUGUUUUAAGACCAUAGAGACUUAAGUUGCAUCUUUGAAGAAAUCUAAAUCUUUUUUUAAAUACUGUAGUUAUUUUUCCUGUAGGGUUCCUGAUGUAUUUGCAUUACUACCAAGUUUCACACUUUACCGAGUCCCCAUCUAUAAAUUUCAUCAGUGGUGGCACUGGUUUUUUGCUUGCAUGGCUUUCUGUGUAUUUGCAAUACAGCCUCCCUUAUUUUGUGACAUUUUGCAGCACCAGAGGCUUAUUUGUCGUGACAAAGCGGAUUAUGGGCUGAUGAUUUGUGUGACAACAGCAGAGGCAGCAGGAGUGAACAGGUUCUGUUUAAUAUGAGUAAUGCCUCCUCACACCAAGCAGGAACUAUUGUGUAGUGGAGGUUAAUAGCGUUGCCAGAAUCUCCCCCAUGAACCAGUCACCAUGGCAACUGGUGCAUGUGGCACUGUGGCAGGCGGGUAUCAGCCAUGAUCCUGGUACUUGGUAAAUGUGCAUAAAUUAGCACAUUUUUACACAUUUUGAGGGGAAACUUUAAUGCACUGAAAUAUCCCAUUGAAAGUAUAACUUAAUUGAUGUAUAUACUUUACCUUUUAUGAGAUGGUAUCGUUUUCAUUAUUAUUUAUCCCCAGAGGUUGUAUUUGGAAAAAAAGCUCUCUCUUUUAUGACACAGUAAAACAGAGAGACCUAGAAGAAGCAGCUGUGGUGAGCCAGAUGAGUAGGAUAUGAUAGAGGAGUGCUGCUGGGAUAGAAAUCGUCUGGUGUGACAGAGAUGCAGCCGGUUUCUGUUAUUAGGUUUUUGAUGGAUGGUUUGAAGGCAGGCAGGCGUACAGCUUAUCAUCCAGCACUGGCAGAGCAGCCAUCCAGAGAAAAAGAGAUCCCAAUGUGCUUCAGCUUGGUCUGAAAAAAGGCUGCUAAUCCGUCAAUGGAAAAUCUGAGGCAGGCCAGUAGAAACCAUAGUAUCACUUGCUGAGACGAAUGUAAGUUUUUUCUUUUCUAUAGUCUCCAUCACCCUUAUUUUACAAACAAAACUGAUCACCCUGCAUCUAAAGAAAUAGUUCUAUCAUUAAAAAAAAAUAGUAAACCAAGCUAAAGUGGCAAACAUAACUAAUAACAGAAGCUGGAAGGUUUUUUAGGAUAGAUGUGUGAAAACUUCUGGUUCUGAAAGAAGAAGUUGUGGCAGUAAAAAAAAUUACCCACCAGUGAUAUGAAAGCCUCAAAGAAGCUAAAAUAAUGAUAGAUCAUGAAAAUAGUUUACUGAAGAUAUGAUAGCUAAGAUAAGCAACAAGAAAGGGUAAAUGAGUAAGUAGUAAUCAAAACACAAGUAUUAUUUGGGGUUAAAUUCUGAGAAAUGCUGAUGGUACAGUUGCAGUUUAUUGGAAACAAAAGAGAAAUUGAGAGUUAAAAAGAGGAAGAAAAAGUGUAGAAUAACACUGCAGUCUUCAGGUUUCUGUCUUUGGUACAAGUGCAAUGUCUAUUUAUAUUGAGGGUUUUGGGGUUUUGUUUUUUUGCAGGUCAAUAUGAAGCAAAAAAAAUAAUCAUAAUCCAUAGUUAUGCAAUAACAUUCGUUGACAAUAAUGAUAUAGAUCAACUUUAGGUCUUUAAACAGGUGUUUGCAUAUUUGAGGAAAAUUAUUAAGGCUUAUUUUGCUUUUGUUUGAUACGACAGCUUGAAAAGACAGGAAAUGUGCAAAGAGUCCUGGGAAAGGCAUGCAUCAAAUGCUGUCAGGACACGGAAUUGUUCUUAUUACCAGAGUGACAAGGACUGUAGGCUCUACCACCUGAGCUAAACCAGCUCUCUUGUGUCAGGGCAAAACUUUUUACCUAAAUCUGCAUGGUGCUGGACCUGAAAGCGUACUGCUCACUACAAACCUGUAUGAUGAUGAUGUUGCAAAUGUAAGACCCAUUUAUAGCAAGUAAAUUACAAGAAACUCAGUCAAUUGGGGGUUCCUAUGGCCAAAGUAUGCAACGAUAAAACCUCUGUGAAAGUGUACAGAGAGGCAAAUAUGGUCUCGUGUUUGAUCUGAACACACAGUCCCUUCAAGUUGCUACUACUUAAUGUGUCACAAAAAAGAGACUUGCAGAAACAAGAUUAAAUACAGAAGAAAGCUGAAGUAAUAAUCAAAAAUUAAAUGUAAAUAUAGGGAACUAGAAAAAGAUUGUUUCCUUUUCAGUUUAAACUCUGAAAGUGGGUGGAUUAAGUGAAAGAGCUAAAAAAAAGUCAACCAUUCAGCUUACUUUCAGUUAAAGGAGUGAAAAUAAAUUGAAAAAUAAAACAAUUAAAGAGGAAAGAAAAUAGCUGUGAAUGUGAGCUGGAAGUUGUGAUGAACAUAAAUAGAUUAAUGGAGUGAAAUCAUUAUGGACACAGGGGUUGAAAGGCUCUUGUAAAUUACAAGAUUGCCGUAUUAUUAUCUAUUGCUGGUGAACUAGAAACUGUGACAAAGGAGUGUUAGAGGACUGAGGCAAUAGUCAGGCACAGAAACAACAACAUAAAACUGUUACAGAGAAGUAUGGAAUGAUUCGAUCAGUAUCCAGGGGAAGAGAUUAGAUUUAUUUUAAAGAGAUAAACAUGUAAAAUGUUUUUUUUUUUUUAAUCUUUCAUGUGUAGGCCUGAACAUCCGCUGAACCUCUGUGCCAAGUGUGAGGAUUAUUUUAUGCCCCAAAAACAGAGGAUCAGAAUUAACCACCAGUUAGUGUAGACCGCUGUCAUCUGAUUAAACCGUCUUUUAUGUCUGGUCCUCCAUUAAAUGAACACUGACCAGAGCUAACCCUCUCACCCUCAUACAGUUUCAUUUCUGCCAGUGUGAAACAAAACAGGACAAAAAAACUUUGUUUCAAGAGUAAACCUGAGCGUUCAGAGAUCUUUGUGGUACUGUGAUUGCUCCAGUUCCUCAUUGGAGUUUCUGACAUAAACAAAGGUUAUUUCAACACAAAGAUUCACUCCCAACAUCAAUGAAGCGCUACAUAUACCUCCUUAUACCUUGUGUUUAUGAUGUGACAGAGUUGGGGAGACCAAAGUGCUGCAGGAAGAGCGACGGCGACGAGGAAUGUGGGAGUAUUUAAGGUGCUGUCUUUGAAAUGUGGUCAGACUCUGGUGCUGGGAAAGUGUGGUUGGUUUAAACCAGAAUCCUUUUUCUUCCUCUUAACUUCUUGUUUUCUGACAAGGGGAAACACAGCUGUAUUCACAUGAUGGCCAUCGUCCUGUGAUGACAUAUUUAGGGUGGGAACCCAGGUAGCAAGUCAUGCAAACUGUUAUUUGAUCACUUCCUAAUUAAUAAGCAGCUACACAGAGGCCAUGGAUGGUGAAAAAUUUUAAGGACUAAGAUAUAUUUGAUGAUUUUGCUGCCUACAGACUACUAUCAACAUUAUCAUCCCCCCACUUCCUUGCCACAGCUAUGUGUAAAAUUACAUGCACUGUAGGAAAAGCUUAUAUUUAGUCAAUGUUUUAACACUUAUCGAAGGACCAUAACUGUGUAGCUCUCUCUUCAAGUCCUCUUCAGUUUUCAUGUCCUGGUGUUAUCUGUUCAGGCAUUAGGGCUUGUGUCCACUGAUGGCAGAUUUUAAGCUGGCAGCCUGUUUACAUACAGAACCAGUGUUGUCCUGAGUUUUCAGGGCUCAGUGUCUAGACUGUGAACUCUCUGUGUUAGCUGCUUUUUGAUGCUGCACUUACAGCAUUCAAUUUUUCGAACACCCAAUACAUUUAAACACACCGUUAAAUCAAGCUACUGUUUUAUCUUGAUUUGGUGAUUUAACCAGAUUACUGUACUUGUCCCAGUAUGAACACCCACUGAGAAUCAAGGUCGAUAGUACAGAGUCAUCCCCUGGUUAACCAAUGAAACCAUGUACCAAAACCAUCAGUAGACAUGUUUGCAAGAGGCCAACAUGAAGUAUGUUGAGGAUGAAAACACCAACAACUUUAAAACUCUGUACCUUUGGCACGUCCAAUACAAUAGUUUCCUCUUUUCUUACGUCCCUCUUUCUUUCACUGAAAUUUUGGCCUCCUGUAGUGCAUUUAUGCUGUUCAACUCCUUGGUCAAACUGAUUUAGGUGUUUACUUGAAAGAGACAAUUGGUCUCCAAUCUACAAUUUUCAGUUGGACUAAUCCAAUAAAUUGAUCUCUUUGAACAGCAUAUUAACUGACUGCUGUCUUCAUCAAUGCCGCCUCCCCACAGUGAUCAAUCAAAAGCAAAAACAGACAGGACCUCUAAGUUUUACAAAUAAGUUUUCUCUUUUAUUUAGCCUUGCACACACAGAUUUCACUAAACAGUAAGACUAAAGCUUCCAACCCUAAUAUCAGCAGAAAAAAGGCCACUAUGUGAAUACAGCCUGUCGGGUGUCUAUAUAAGGUCUUGGGGCUUCAAAGAACAUGACAUAUUUUCAGAGACUGGCUCGGGUGGUUGGUUAAAAUGGUCGACUCUUUAGAGGCAGUGUUUUAUGUGAAUUUUUUUUCACAGGGCCAGCUGUGUUUGAAGGGAAACUUCAGCGCGAUUAAGUGUUUUGUUCAAGGCUUUCUUUUGGUGAUGUGAAAACCUCUUUCUUUGUUGUCUUUGUGGAUUGUCCACCAUGUUUUUCACUCAGUGGUGUAAAGAACAACUCACACAUUCAGUUUAAAGGAUGCAGCUUGACUGACACAUGGACUGAUCUGAAAAAUGUGCACAAAAGAAGAAGAUAAGACAGAAACUAAGAGCCCCUGUCGUGAUUGUCCCUCCAUUUUUGUCUCACUUAUGAUUACAUCUUCUGUGAAGUACAAAAACACCUUAAACAAGACAGUUUUUUAUCAAGAGUAUUUACUGGAUUUAAAAGGAGGAGGAUGUUUUUUUUCUGGAUCAGGAUUAAAGGUUAGUGGGUGGAUUAAAGUCUGUAAACACCCCCUUAUUUAAGUAUGUGUCUGUGAAAUUGUAGUUAGGGUUUAUACUGUUUCUUAUAACAGGAAAUGUAUGGACUGUGCCUCUCUUCUGGGCCCCCCAACAGUUAUGUCUUAAUCUCAGAGCAGAUUCCUGAGAGAUCCUUCCUGAUGCAGCGCCAGCACACUUUGCACGUCUUUGUUUUUGCAGAUUUUUGACCUUCAUGCUACCUCCUCCCCCUAAAGAUCCUGUGUGUGUAGCUGUGAGUGGUCAUCAUAGACAGCUGAGUACUCUUGGCCUGCUCCUUCUCAAGCUUCCAAGGUGGGGAGCAGACAGAAAAAUGCAGUUACUGAUUCACUCAGAGCGGAUAUUUCCUGCCAUGGAAAAGUCUAAAGAUAACCACACGCAUCAUUUACUCCUCCUCCAGUACAGUCAGUGUCAGUUAUAGUUUUAGAUGUAGCCAUGAAAUGUUACACAUGUCUGCUUUGGCCUCUGUCCACAGGGAUUAGACUCAAAUACUCUAGAGCUUAUGUGAAUUAAAAGUGCCCCUCUAAAAUCUGCUUCUGUUUGGUUUAAUCCUUUUCUGUUAGUAAGAGAUACCAGGGGGUAGUUACUUAAAUUCAGCUGUAAAGACCAGAAAAAUCAGCCGUGGAGCUCAAAAAGUUCAUAUUUUUAAAUGAAGAUUCAAUUAGCUCCCACUUUGAGAGUUAAACAGGGAAACUGACACCAUUGAAAUGUGUGCACAGUAAGAAAUGAGGCCUCUUUCAGCAGAUGGUUAGCUUAGCUCAGCACAAAGGUUGCACACAUGGGGGAACACACUGUCAGUUACUGAAUCUGUCCAAGAAAAACACCCCCACCAAACACUUUUUCAACAGUUCAUAUUAAUCAAUGAACUGCUGACUGGGAUAUUUGAUGCCUUUGGGCAGCAAGCCAACUGUUCCUAAAGCUGCUAGCUGUGUUUUAUUUCACUGAAAUGCAGCAGAUUGACUGAGCUACAUUUGCCCUCCAUUGUUAAGCUCAGGUCAGUAUAUUCCAACAAAAUUGUAAAAUCUGACAGUUUAAUCAGCAACUGGAAAAUGAGUGGUGCAAAACUGGAGGGACGUUGGGUCACUUCUUAAAUCAAAGAAAUGAACCUGAUAACCUGUACCUGGUUUCUGAAACCCUGUUAAACUUUGAUUCUAGCAGAGUUGCAGGAUACAACAAGAAAGUUGAAAAAUCUACUCCAAGAAAGGCAGUGGAUGUACACUGACUGUGGGUUCUUAUGACAGCCAAGUGACAGCAUACAUGUUGUUUUACAUGCAAAUACGAUUAUCACCUUGAUGUAGCCUUCAAUUCCCUUUAAAAUUGUCAAACAGUUGCACGGAGAUUAAUAUUUUCUCUAAUUUCAUAGACUGUGUAAAAAGCAUCCUCUGAAAAUCUUUACUAAGAGUAGAGAGAUGCCUCUCUGCCCUUAGAAGAGGUAAGUAAACACUGUAUUCUUUUGUAAACACAAAAAUGUUUCGGUUUGGACACUUGAUAUAUAUUUUCUAUCGCAUAUCAGAUUUGAAUGAAGUGGUCUGUACCAAUGUUUUACACAGCAUCCCAACUCUUUUGGAAUUGAGGUUGUACUUUGUGCAAAAUAAGAAAUAUUUAACGUUAAGCUGAAUCUGAAACAGGACUAGUAAUACAUCAUAUUGGUUUUAUAAUGAAAUGUUUUAAGAUCAAAUGUUCCUACUUAAGUUGUGUUUAAAAUAAACAACAAAAACCAUGACAAAAAUUAACACUAGCAUCAUGACACAACAACCAAUCAUUGUUAGCUCUCUGCUUUCGUUACAGACUGAAGUUAUUUCUGUGUUCUAUUGAUUCUGUCUCAACAGUGGGUCAUGUUUGAACUAAUGUGCCGUUUAGUGCUUGAGAUACAUACAAAUAUCAAAGAGCAGCAUGAGUCUUGCUUUAGAGGCAGCCACAUUACUACUUCAAUCACAUGACUUUUUUUGGUUGUCUGCGUGCUUAAAGGUCACUCUGUCACGGGUUAGAAUGAUUUCCUGCUCAAUGUAUAGUGUGUUUUGUUAUUUAGCCUGUGGUCUGGUCUUUUUGGGUCACAUGAAAGAAAACUGAACUUUUAUGAAUCCCUUCUUGAUAUCUGUAUCAAUAAUAUCUUUGAGCUUGUGUUUCUCUCUGUCUGUGCUUUGGUUGAAUACUAAUUUGCAUCGUUUUUUAAGCCACUGAAAGGUCUAGUAAUCAGCGCUUUGAUGUGUGGGUUUUCAAGGCUACGUCUUACACGUAGCAGAGCAAAAAGGAAACGAAUCUGCAUGCUGCAGGUGCAAGUGCAGCAGUGACAAAAGAUAAGGUUUAUUUUUGUGCCAAAGUGAAACCUGAUCAAAAACAAACAGCAGAGGAGUAGAGAUUGCAGUUGGAAAUAAGAGACAAACUGCUUAAGGUACUUUAAAUACAGCGAAUUGUUUCCCAGCCAAAAUCCAGUUUAAUUGCAUUUCCAUGAGUACUGAAUGUUUAAAUUCCUCCAUACUGUGUUUCAGGGUUGGUGUGGAUCCAGAUCAGGACCAGCAGCCCUGUGGAGACAGCUUCCAGGUCUUACAGGGGGUGAGGAUCUCUCUCAGAGCUCAUUUAUUUCCACUUUAUGUCAGUGCGACUCUGUCUGGUGAAUCGGUUUUGCUUCUGCAAUUUUAUGUUGAUGAGAAGCAGAGUCAGCAAGUCUCAAACAUUCAAAUAGUUCAGUCUGUCAGGAAAAUGGAGGGUAAUUUUUUUCUGCAGGAGACAGCAGAAGCAGAGAAACACCGUAAGUUAUGGUGCUAUUCAGACUUUGUUAGAGUCACCUGUGGGGAUGAGUUUUUGCCUUUUUUUAUAAAUCUGCAUCUCACUGUCAUGAUGCAGUUGAUGAUGACAGUAACCAGAUAUCUAUCAGUUUAACAACUUUUCAGUCUUGUAGCAAAAAUUCAUUAUUUUUAAUAGACUUUUCAUACAUAUACAAUAAUAACCUAAGAAAUAAGUUAAAGGACAUUUGAUUGUUGAUCUGAAUGCACAACAAAAUUUUAUUUAGUCACUCAGUCAGUCAUAAUGCAAGGUAUUCACACCAUCAUCUAAAUGAAAAAUGCUAACUUAGGUAAUAAAAAGGCCGAAAGUAAUGUAAUAAAGCAGUGUCAAACUUCAACAAGCAAAAGGAUGAACUGGGUCACGAAUAAAUCAAAUACAUGAGUGGCAGUAGUAAGUUUUGGUGCAGUUAUUGCAGAUUGUUUUACAGUGUAUUGCAAUGUUUUGUAUGUCAGCAUUUAGCCGCUGGAAAAAAGGGUAAAAGAUAAAAUGUGUUUUUUAAGCAUAAUUUGCCAAAGCCAAAAAAACACAACAUUUUUUAAAUGGAUGUUUUAAUUUGGGAUCUGUUUUUUACUUUAGUUAUUUCUGAUUAAAACCUCAGUCUGAAAUGCGUGCUGCAGAUGUAUGCUCAAAUAUUAGGGUAAAAACAGUGUUCACUUAACAGGACCAUCAAAAACCAACAGUUUAAUUGUAAAUUCAACUAUAGUCAAUGUCUUACAACUGUGGAUGUUUUGCACAUUUUAUGCCAAAGUCAUAGAACUGUGAAUGAGGUAUCAAUAAGAUUGCAGCAUAUUCAACCUGAUAAAAAUGUGUCAGUCCAGCUUCAGAUCCUUUUUUGCAGCAGAGUAAGAAUAUGAGAAAAAUGAUUAUUGUGUUUUGUGCUCUUCCAGGAUGGUGGCCAGGCUGAAGGACAGAGUAAAACCAAACAGGAGAGCGCAUGGCUCUUCAGACUGUGGUACACUUUUGAUCACAAGUAUCCUUCCUGUGCCCUGAAAUUAUGUGUUCAUCACUGCUUUUAGACCAAAAGGUAAAUAUCAGGUCUCAUGUCCACUAGUCAGGAUGAAAAUCCAGGGCCUUUUUCCCCUCUAUUCACUGCGAAGAACAUCACCAUAAGAGGUCUCUAUCAGAUUAUCUUUGGAUAUAGGGUUAAGACAACAAACAUGAAUCUAUAAAAUUGUUCCUGGCCUCAGAGACAGCCUGCAGUAAAUGAGUUUAGCGGCCUUCCUCUUAGUUCCAUCCUCCUCCUCUCCCACUAAACAAUUGCCUCCUGAGGUUGCUGGUUGUGAGGCUGCUUUGAGUGGAGCAGCUGUGUUUUACAGUGGAGACUUUCUCCCUGGUGACAUGUGCUUGACGCAGCUGAAACUAGCUGGAUGCAUGUCACUGAAGUAAACAUACACGACACAGGGGAGUUUAGUUACUUUAUUUCUGACCUGUUCAACAGACUGCUGGUUUUAGACAGCUGCCUCUCUCUACAAUUGGAGCCUUGACUUGAACAGCUGAACAGAACGGUGGGUUUUUCCAUGAACUGUAUGAAACGUGUAUGUAGUGUCAGUGGGCCUUACCCACCGAUGCCUUUCCAAGGUUUUUUGAAAUUUGUUCUCAAGACCAGUUUAAGGUUUUGGUUUGUUUGCACCUGUGUACUUGUAUUGAUGAAUGCCGGGUCCUCUUGAGUAUGAGGCUUGUGUAAAUAUCCCUAAAAUGCCUGUACAUGGGCAGGGCCUCGUUUACACAUAUAAAUCACACAGGAUGACAAGGAAGAGGGAAGUUGGCAAUGUCCAGAUUAAUAGCUUAGAGUGAUUGCACACUUGACUUUAUAUAGAAUUAAUAAUUAAGUUGCUCUAAAAUGUUGUGAGAGCUGCUGAAAGUGGCUAUAAAAUGCAUACAGAAAACAAAGGCAAUUAGUGUGGAAAGCUCAGGUGGGUGCUCUUUGUUCCAUAGUGCAUAUUUAGGGUAGAGAUCAAAGCCUGUUUUUGUACCAGGCCAUAAACACUUUAAAUUCUGCUGGAAAAAUGGGCUUUUUAAUUUGAGCUCUGGUGCUUUGGAGAUGGCCUCAAGUGGGCACUUGAAGAAAGACAGUUUUUUGCACUUCAACAUUUGCUCCUAUUUGGAGCACCAAGAGGUUACCCCUUGGGUUCCUGCCACGAUCCAGUACAGCUUGACUUCUUACAAAACAUAUGGAGAGGAGCUUACUGGUUCAUUUUUUGCUUUGCUGCUGCCAAGAACCACAACAUGAUUUUAGCCACAGCUCCCCACAGAAGCUCAUAUAGCUUCAACUCCAAAUAUAUCCAGCUGGCAGGCAGCCUUAACUUUAUGAAACUAAAAUUCGUUUGAAAUAUGUUUCUUUGGAAGGUUGCUGCAGGAGGAGACUUUUUAUUGAAAGUGAUAGGGUGUAAAGUUGGUAUUUUAAAGCAGACUGCUGGUUUUGACAGUUAAAAGGUGCUUUUCGGACAGCAGGAACUUCUCCCAGAGCUAGGGACCUUUCCCGGGAACUCUGUGUUUCGAUCACAGGAACUAGGGUCUAAAUUUAGUUCUGGGGUGCAGGAUUUACUCCUCAAAGAGCCCCUGCUCAGAGCGGGUAGUACUUCCCAACGGUCCGGGGACUGUGGGAGGCAUGACCUGACAAUUUCAUUUACAUAUAAAUAACAGGUCGUUAAUUUACAUGUGACAACUGGCAGCACAGACACGCACACACAGAGGAGAGAAGGGGGAGGAGUUAAUCCUACAUAACCUAAUGUUAUCUGAUCUGUAAAAAUAUAUACUGUAAAUACAAACAUUUUGACUCAGUUUAUGUGCAUUUUCCCAUCUCAGAUUAACAGUUUCAGAGGUUAGUUUUAAAAGGAAACAAUCUUUUUCACAUUGUGAGCUGAUAUAGAGUUACCAAACAGCAAAAAAGUUACACAGUAGAGGUGCCAAAGGGCAACUGAGCAAGAGCAAAUAUUUUCAGGAGCCUGAUGUUUUUAAUAAUCAAUACAGCUCACUUGCUGCCAGUGUGACAUAUGACCAUUUUUUGUAAGAAAAAGCUCAGCAGAGACUUAAGUAAAGAGCCAUGAGGGUAACUUCAUUUCCAAAGACCAUCCAUGGAUGUCAUUGGCCUGAUUUGCAACAUUUACCCUGAUACAUGCUGUAAUCUUGAUGUUUUUUUUGCCUGAAGAAAGAGGAUCUAGACUUGGACUUCUCUGACCCAGAAAGAGUGAGGAUUAAAUGCAUCAAAUUGUGGAAAGAAGUAAAGUCACAGCACACUUUGAAAACUAUGCUGUACACACUAACACAAAACUACAUUUCAGUCAGGAUUUCCACCCUUUUUUAAAAAGUCUGAUAGUGUGAGGCAUUAUUAUUAUUAUAUUAAGCAAUAAUACUAAAACAUUAUUUUAGGAUACAUAAUAUAGCUGACGAAGCCAAAUUUAUGGCUUUUUCCAUUUCUUGCUUUCAUUAAGAAUCAGUACAAAUUUGACAUUCUCAUCAAGAGUUGUAGAGCAUCCUUUUAUGGUGAUAAAAAUAUCAGUGAUUUAUUAAUCUUUGAUUAAGUCAUCUGUAACUUCAUAAUAAUCUUUCAUGAUGGGUUGCAUGUUAUAAGUUUCAUAAAUGCUAUGUUCAAACAGCCUUUGUUGGUUAAAUAAUGGUUGAGCUCUUUGGGUGAAUUCCUUAAUCACUGUCCAGCUACCUGAAGCCGAUCCUGACACACAGUGGUCCCCCUCUCACCUCCACUCUGCCCGCUUACUGCGGACCAUUGGCAAGCUGUCUGACCAGCCCACAGGCAUAUGAGGUGAGUGUCCACAUGCAAUAAAUAUGAUAACAGUAACCAUAAGCACACCACAAACACACUGUGACACUCCUGCAGUGGAGUGAAAAUAACACACUCUGUUGAAAACCUUGUUUCUGCAAGUUUCCAGUCAGGAGAUGCAAAGUAACAAGCAAAUAUUUGGAAAAAGAAUUAGGCACACAUUUCAGCAAUUACACAUCCAGUGAAGUAGAUCAUUUAGAUUUUAUGAACUAGAAAACGACUUAUCCAAUAAUAGAAAUGUCUUAAGAUCCUCUGUCCCACAUUCAGCAGAUUUAACUUAAGGCUACACUUGACAUAAAAAAAAAGUCACUGGAUCAUCACUGUAAACCAUACCAGACAGUAAGCUAGUGAUUUGCUCUCCAGAUAAGUAGGGUGUUAGCUUGACAGCUCAUCAUCACAAAAAAAAGGAAAAUUUAAGAAACACACCAGGGUGUUAGCUACUGUGGAUCCUGUUUUUCCAGACCAUCAUUCAGAACCACACUACACUAUCCACAUGCGGUUAGCUCAUCAGUUAGCUUACUUGCACAGCUAAUAAUUACAAACAAUAUUUGAUUGCUUGUAGCUACUGAGCAUUAUACAAAACACACUUAAAUAUUAGCUGUGGGUUAUCUCACUAACCUACCAUUUAAAAUCACACUAGUUACAUGGCAAGUGGAUUGUUUACAAGCCUUUCCCCCCCAAAAAAAAACAAAAAACAAACAAACAAACAAAAAAAAAACACGACCAUAAGCUUGUUAGCUCACAAAAAAAAGAAGUAGACUGUUAGCUAGUGUUAAGCUAACAGGUUCACCAUUUAAAACCAUGUUAGCUUGUUAGUUAGCGUCAUGCUUUAGUGUUUAGCAGUUUCUUACAAGGAGAUACAGUAUGUUUGCAGAUGAAUUGGUCAAAGACUCCUGUGUAGGUCUGUUGUUUUUAGAUUACUGUUACUGUUUACUGAGUAAUAGUUUCUAUAAAGAGAACUGUUCCCUUCUGUUGAUAUUUCAGUGAUAUUUCAGAAAUGUUUUGCUGUUGCUCAUGUCAUUAUACUGACAUGUCUAUUUCCAUGAGCUUCACUGAUUAUUUACAUAUAUAUAUAUAUAUAUAUAUAUAUGUGUGUGUGUGUGUGUGUGUGUGUGUGUGUGUGUGUGUGUGUGUGUAUGCAGUACAGGCCAAAGGUUUGGGCACACUUUCUCAUUCAAUGCAUUUUCUUUAUUCUCAUUACUAUUUUAAUUGUAGAUUCUCAGUAAAGGCAUCAAAACUAUGAAUGAACACGUGGAAUCGUGCUUAAGAAAAAUGUGUGAAAUAACUGAAAACGUGUUUUAUAUUUUAGAUUCCUCAAAUUAGCCACCCUUUGCUUAUUUGAUAGCGCUGCAAACUUUUGCUGUUCUCUCAAUGAGCUUCAUGAGGUAGUCACCUGGAAUGGUUUUUACUUCACAGGUGUGCCUUGUUAGGGUUACUUAGUACUGACAGAGUCAUUCACUAAGUACUUCUGUCAUCAAGAGCAAAGGGUGGCUAUUUAAAAGAAACUAGAAUGUAAAACAUGUUUUCAGUUAUUCCACACUUUUUUUGUAAGUACAAAAUUCUACAUGUGUUCAUUCACAGUUUUGAUGUCUUCACUGAGAAUCUACAAUGUAAAUAGUCAGAUAAAAAAUAAAGAAAAGACAUUGAAUGAGUAGGUGUGUCCAAACCUUUGGCCUGUACUGUAUAUAUAUAUAUAUAUAUAUAUAUAUAUACAUAUAUUAAGUGGUGGUUUUCUUUUUCUUUUCUGUGUUCAGAGCACAGUCCACUUCCUCAGUGAGGCUUUCCCUGAAUACUGAAUGUUUUUCUCUCAGGAGAAUUGUGAUACUGCCUAAGCAUUCUCAGUGCCUGCCAGUAAACAAAGCACAAAGCCUUCAGCAAGAGAGAAAAUGGACAGUCAAGAAGCCUUUUUACAUUUAGAGAGCACAAAAGGUUCUUUUCAGCACCACCUCAAUGUUGGUCACUGUUCUGAGAGUGUCUGUGCUCCAAUAUUUUAGAUACAGAAACAUCCAUUCACAGAGGGGUCACACUCAGAUUCACUCUGGCAAAUCACCCUUUUCAUUUCACACUAAGUACUUUCAAGCAGAGGAUUUUAUCUAUUAAACUGUCCCUUCCCACUAACUCAAAGAGCCUGUCUCCGAGUUGUGUACUGCAAAGAGCACUCAUAUUAUCUGCAAUUUAAAUCUAAUUCCCUCAAAUUAAAAUACUGUCGGAAGCUCAACAUUCAGAAAUGUUUUCCUCUCCUGGGCUGUUGCUGUUGGUUUCCAGCAUUGAGCUCCCUGCCAGACCAGCCCUGAGUUUGGGUGGGUGUUCAUAAAAUCAGGACCGUCCAGGCGGAGCUUUGUGCUGCCAAAUGGGAAGAGGCUGUAUUUAAUAAAGCUCCAAGCUUGCUUCCCUCUCGGUUAUGGAUAUAAUGAAUUUGGGAAGGGAUAACAAGUCCAUAAAGAGCACUUGGGUUUCCCCCUAACUUUUCUGAAUGGGGUUGAUGGAUAAAAGUGUUUAUGCUGUUUCUAUAGUAAACAGACAUGUCCUUUUUUCAAAACUACAAAAAAAGAACAAUACUGUUUAUUUCAUUCCUAAGGCUUUGUAAAAACUCCCCGAGGAUCUUUUUUUAGAAGAUGAAGCUUUAAGUUUUUUUCUUGUUCAGACGAAAGAAUAACAAAGCCAACAAUACUCAAUUUUCUGACUCAACUGUGCAGCACUAAUUCCUGGUUCUGCUAAGUUUUCAUGUUCAGUUUCAUUUUCUGAGAUGAAGCAAUUUAUCAAAGCAGCUGAGCACUACAGUUUCUAAGAAAUGCUUUUAAGUCUGAUUUAAAAGUGCCUCACCUCUGGACUAUUUUUACAUGCGGAUUAAACCUGUAUUCAGGAGGCUACUUAAAAGGCCAUGACAGUGUAUUUAAGACCAUCUAAAAAUAGCCUAACUUCACUGACUAUGUUUGAAGUUAUAAGGGGACAAAAUAUAAAUCUGUGUUGUCUUUGAGAGAUUUAAGUUCAUGACUACAGAAGCAGCAUUUGUUAGAGUUUGUGAUUUUGUCCAUAUAAGGAAAUGAUUGACAAUCAAAACAAUGAAAAAAAUCACCCAAGUAUAUCUUUUUCAGAAAAUGCAAAAAUACCCAUUCACACAUGCACAGCAUAAAACCAGCAAAGAUUUAGAGGCCCUGUUUUGUUCACGUCUGCUUGAACAACAAUAACCAGAUUCGAGACACAAAAAUGUCCUUUCUUCAAAAAUUUGUUUGGCCAAAAAACAGAAGAGUAACAAGAGAGUUCUGCCGGUUGACAAUGGUGGUUUGCUUUUAGCUGGAGUUGCAGCUGAAAAGACAAUGCUACAGAUAUUUCAGAUUUUGAAAGGGAGGGUGCAUUUGGUGUGCUGGCUGUGAGAAAUGUCAACCAGAUUUGUUGUUCAUGAACUGAGUGUUCUUUUCAACAAACUGACUACUUUUGUUACAGAGAUUUGGCUGCACAUCCAACCAGCCUCACACGACAAACUGCAUACACCACACCAGCUCAGUAGUGUGUAGUGCAGAAAUGAUUUGCUUAUGCAAAAACAAUGUUGGAUCAGCUUCUUGAUGUCUGGUUUUGUAAGAUGUAACAGAUAAAAAAGCGGGAUGAGGACAGCCUGGGAUGGAGGGGUUGUGCAUGGCUUGUGGUUGUGAUGGCAGUUGGAUGUCUUACUAAAUUCUGAAAAACAGCCCUGGAGAUUACGCAAGGUCAUGAAACUGUUCACAGGCUAACUGUGACAAAGUCCUCUUCAGAGACCCAUGAGUGACGUCACUCAUGGGUCUCUGAAGAGGUAUGUUAGAAUAAAAGAUGGGGCCCUCUUGAUUGGAAAUGCUAAGUUUGGCGAACUUCUGUCUGAUCUUGUAAAUGGAAAAGAUGGUGUUGCAGUGCCUUUCUAGAAUAAAAAUCCUGAGUAGUUGUUAGAAGAAUGAAAAGAGGUAUUAAGAUGAAAACAGGCUCUGGACAUUAUGUGUAUUUCUUUGGUUAGAAUUUAAAUUUUAAUAUGGGCUUCUAUGGGGUGCUUUGGACCUUUAGGACAGCCUCAAGUGGACACUUGAGGUACUAAAGUUUUUUGCAUUUCAGCAUUGACCUAAUUUUUAAACACCAGAGACUGCUGCAUGAUAAAACUUCACUUUUUACAGCUGCCAUUGCUACUAACCAAACCUCUUCAGUGUUUUUGCAGUUAAUCACUAACACAGCUUUUAAACACUGUAUGUCAGAAUGCGAUCGAUUUUGUGCAUAUGAAAAGGGUUAAAUCUCAUAAAUUCACUCACAGCAAGUGGGAGCAAUACAAGACAUGUGACAUUUUUUUGUAGAAUGCUGGAUGGAUUUAUUAGGAUUUAUUUGAUCCCAAUGGCCCUCCUAGAUAAUUGUUGGAAAGAAGAGGUUAUGUAAUUUCCUUUUUUUGUUGUUGAUCCCUUCAUCUGAGUAAUCCCUGCUGACCCGAUGUUCACUCAUCCUGUUUGCCCGGGGGACAUGGCCGGGCCAUCGAUUGUCAGCCAGUCAAUUAGAGCUGGGGGAACCAAUGCUAUAGAUUCAGAGUGAUCCACAAACCAGAAGGCAAUCUAUGAGCUAGCACUGAGUGUGAAACUUUUCUAACAAGAUGCUGCAAGAUCACUUCACAGCUGUCAGAGUUUGCAUUAUUACAGUAGUGUUGUUGUUUUUGUACAGUUUGUGGUGUCCUGUUUUUUUUUUUUCAUUUGUUUUGAUUGAAUUAGAUACUGCAGAAAAGUCCACCAAGUGAAAGUCUCCUCCUUUCCUCUCUGUAAAUCCACAGUGUCCCUUAUGAGCCUUUACACUGUUAAAGUCAGUCUGUUUAUGUUUUCACUCUGUGUGUCCUACAUCUGUGUUUUUGUGUGUGUGUGUGUGUGUGUGUCCCCUCAUGUCCUGCUCCCCUCCCCCUCAUGUUCCACUGUGUGUGUUUUCAGAACCACGAGCAGCUGAGAGACAACGAAGCUGACCUCCUUCGCAACGAUGGCGACCUGACCUUCACGUUCGGUGACACUGCCAUCACAGCAAACGGGGCAUCUGGCGGCAGUGGGGACGUUGCUGGAGGGUCUGGCUGGAGCGCCAAUGGGAAAAGAAGCGGCAGCACGUCAGAGGAGGCGCUUGAGCGUGAGCUGGACUCCCGUGAGCAGGAGCUGCUGAGCCGAGGCACACGCCUGGUUUUCCCAAUGGAGGAUCACGUCUGACCCUUCUCUCGUAUCUGCUCUCACCUUCCUGACCUGACCCCAAGCCCGCCUCUCCAAUUAGCUCCCUCUCUACAUCCUGCAGGCAGAGCGUCCAGCCCCUCAGAGAUGAGACAGAGUGAGGAGACAUAAGAAAGGGAGGCUUCAGAGACACUAUGAGCUCCAUCCAGGCCCCCCUGAGCUGAGCAAAAGGAGCAUUUCAUCUUCAUUACUGGAAUUUGAUCUCCAGAAGACAUGUAUCCUUAAGUACACAAGAAGAUAAAAUCUCCAUGAUGUUCUACUGUGAUUUAGUUUCCUCUCAGUAAACAAGAGGGACACAGUUAUGCAGAAAAAGAGACAAAAAGUUCUCAAAGAAGAUAAAGUCUGCACUUUUGAGCAUCUGACACCGUGUGUGUUCAGCUGAAGAGAGACUGAAGUUGAAACAUUUCCUGGAGGCCCUCUUUGUCUUCAUCUGAGCAGUUUGUCCUCACAGAUCUCCACUGACGAUAAGAAGAUGUGGUCUGUACAAAAUCACAGCAUUUUUAAAAGAUGAAAUUAGGCUGAACACAAAUCAAGCUUUUACAGAUCAAACAGGAUCUCUGUGGUAAAUGUGAAUCAUUCAUGUGAUUGGUGAUGAUGCCCUUUGUGCUACACAGACGCAACUGUGUAAAGGAGACCGUGUGUGAGGAGGAGACAUAAAUGAGCUGCUCCUCAGCCAACCACAGCUCGCCAUGGGUGAAGAAACGGGGUGAAGAAUGUGAGCAUGUAAAUAGCUACAAUACCAAGCUUUGUUCCUCUCUGGUGAGACUGCUUCUGUUCGAGCGUUACACCCCCUGACUGUAACAAAUAGCACCUCUGUAUCUUGUCUUGGAACUUGGCCAGAUUUGGUGAUCUGGGCAGUUUUCACCAAAUAACAUGACCAAGAACAAAAGGGAUUUUAUGGCAAAUAUCCUGUCUUCGCUAAUUCCCCCAAACUUUAGGGACAGUUAUGAGAAAACAAGGAGAUGAAAAGACUCCUUUGAUACAAUCAUAGAACAGCUGAAGUUCUGUGAAAUACAGAGGAAGCUUGUAAGAUUUUUUGGCAUGAAAUAAGUAUUUAGCUUCUGAUUUAGGGUUAUAAAAUUGUCUCCAUUUAUUUGAGCAGUAAAAGUUUUUUUAGAAGUGAUCCUGAUAAUCAUUGCCCAUAAAAUGUCAUAAAAUAGUAAAAACCGUCAUCAGAUUUCUUUGAAUACCCAAGGCGAUGCUGUGUAUUUCACAGCCAAUCGCUCAAAAUGGAAAAAGAUUAGGAAAGUUUUACAGCAAAGAGAUUACAAGAUGCUUGAGCCAGUGAAUAUUUCACGUUCUGACUUGAAAAAUUACCCUUUUUAGGGCUGAAUGCAUUUAAUACAUCCAUCCAGGAGCAGUGCAGCAAAGCAUGAAAGCUGCAGAGUAUUUCAUUAAACUUUCUGAAGAGGGAUGCAUGAUAUUGGAUUUUUGACAACAUCAAAUAUAUCAGUAUUUUCAAUCCCCUCUUGGCUGAUACUGAUAUAAAGAUGCCAAUCAAAGUGCAACUAGUUAUCAAGAGAAAUGAAUAUUGAUUUUUUUUCCUCAUGCUCCUUUACCUGUCAGUGCUCACUGUCAUAUUUUGUUGUUUCAUUGUGUGGCUGAAGUGUAGGCUGUUGACUAGAUCACAUUGGAACAGAAACAUUUUUCUUCAUCCUUUUCUGAAACCCUGCUGUUCAUGAUGAUGCUUCAGUUUCACUAUCGAAACUAAAGUGUUGUUUUCCUCCUCUCAUCACCUGUUCUUCACAAGUACUGCACAUAGCUUUAAUGCUGUGUCUUACACUUCAUAAUUCCUCCACACAGUGGGCUUUUUGAGGCUCAUUGUUGGUGUGGUGUCUUUGUGUGUGCAUUAUUAAUGCAUCAUCUCAUCUGUUUGAACUUCAGUGGAAAUUUUCAUAUCUGCAGAUGCUGAUAAUAUGCUGAUGAUAUCAUGCAUCCCUAUUUUUAAAGUGAAAGCUUGUAUGGACAUAUUGAGUUUCAGUGUUAGUUUUUAAAGAAGUCCAAACUAUAUGAAGAAAACUGCCCCGGACAGAUUUGUGAGUCAUUUAAGAGUUUUUUGCACAUAACCUCACUAAGCAGUGCUCACCCACCUCAUUAACAGUGUUAACGCUCUCAAACAGGGGUGUCUCUGGGAAAAUUGUCCAGUAGUUAGAUCUGGAAUCCCCGCUGCCAUGGCUUGGCAAAACAAGCUGAUUUUACCACCAAAGUUUCUGGGUCAACUGCAAAACCUAAUCACUAUAAAUUUUGUUCUUGUGUUGCAUUUUUUCAAAAGAAAAAAAGGAAAGUUUUUGAAAAAUUUCAGUUUUCCAAAACAGGCCACAUCAUCAGAGUGAUAGGUUGAACUCAUUGGAUAGCUGGUUAAACAUGAGGUGUGUCUAAAAAUCAUAAUACAUCCAAUACUUGGACUAUGUAUGUCGAGGAUCAUAAUGUCUGUGAGGGAAAUAUGGUCAGUCCUCUGCAAGUAGCCUCACAAAAAAGUCUUUAAAAGGAGAAACAGCAAGCCAUUUUGUCUGCUCUGGUAAUCCAUUAAGACCCCCCUAAACGAAAGUGUGUAUACUACACCUGUUACAGAAGGGAUGAUGAGAAGUGAAAGCUUGGUGAUGCCAGGUCUAAUCUUGGCAGAGCAAGCAACGCCCUGAUAUGAAGCAGAGAGGCCUUGACUCACCCUGACAGGUUUCAGUUUACUCAACAUCCUGAUCACUGUACAUUUUUCCACUUAUUACCCAGCUACCAUCAAAAGAUAUAUGCAGACUGAAGCAAAAUAUCGGCUUCAAGAUGAUGGAUCCACACAGCCGUGAACGUAGUCCCUCUGUCCUCAUUUAGCUCUUCUUCCUGUCUGAGCUAAUCUGUCACACACCUAAAAACAUAAAUGAGGCAAAUGUCACAACUUUACACACUGUUGCUAUUAUCACUGCUGCUUCUGAUUGAAGUUACUCUUCAGAGAUCAGCAGUUUAGAGAUGAUCUCUUCAGCUCUGCGGCUGUUGUGUGGAUCGCAGAACAAGUUGCUGCUCCACUAAACUCUGUCAGGGAUGGCUUGAGUCCAGUAGCUAUUCAGGCUGCUCUCCCACCUGCGCGGCUAACUGUCAUCAUUUACCCACUCAAGUCCCAUCAGGGAGGGAAACUUAUACUUUUGCCACUGUGUCAAGAAGCAGAAGUGAAGUUCGUUAGACCCCUUUGUGCCGAUUGAUUUGUGAUGACUCGUCAUUUUUGUCUGUUAAUCACCAUGUAUGUGGAGUUUGGCUUAAUUACAAUCAAGUAUAUGACACAACUGGCUAAGAAAACUAGACAAUAAUUACUUUUCUUCUGCUCAAACCAAGACAGCUUUCUCCUGCUGUCAUCAAUUUUCAGACUAAGUAAAGUGAACAGACUACAGGCUGUAUCAGAAAGCCAGAAAGCUAAAAGGCUUACUUCUGGGAAAAAAAGAAAAAACAGUUGCUCUGAGCUCUUUGUGCAGCUUUAACAUUUUAUCUGGCAGUGGCUUCAGUACAUGAAUGAUAAUAAUAAUAAUAAUAAUGAUAAUAACAAUAACAUAGAGACCUCCCUGAGGGUUUAUUAUAUGAAGCCUGAACAUCCAUUUCCCUCAGAGAUGCAGCCGCCUACCAAUAAUAACAGGAACACAUGUUGUACUCCUUGGCCCUCUGGUGCACUUCUGAUGAAGCUGGAGCAGUAUUUUCAUCAAACAUAAUUAUUGCUUAAAAAUCUGUUUUAUUUUACUACAGGCAUAGUGAUGGCGGCCCUGAAGGUCAGUUGCACAACCAUUUUAUGAGAUGAAAACAUUUAAAGGAAUGUCACAAAAGUGCACAAUUAUAUCCCAAAUUAAGGAAAAACGUUUUGGAAAACAAAACAUGAAUCUUGUAAAAUUUCUCAAAACUCCAAAACAUGUCAUGCAAAAAUCAUCUUUUGGGGUUUUAUGAAGUAUUUCUUUUCUUUAUAAAACAAACUUAAUUUUUUUGUGUUUUAUUUUUAGAUUGAAGUCGUUUUCUUUGUAACUCUUUUGCUUUUAAAGUGAUAUUUGUGCAUUUUGUGGAAUUGUUUUUUUGCAUCAAUGAAACAUUUUAGUGUUUCAUGAAAUAUUUUUGCACUUUGUGAUCAUUUUGGUGUUAGCUGAAAAAUUUUUUGUGUUGCAAAUGUUUUUGCAGUUGAACUUAAGGGCCACUAUGGAGAUUACAUUAAAUAUAGCUUAAACUAGAUAACAAUGUGAAUUGAUUUGACCCGGGGCCACCAGCAGAGUCGUUUUAAAUGAGGUAACUAAUUCAGGAGUCGUUGGCAAUAGCUGAUCAUUGUUGUGAGACAAUGCUUCUGAAUGUCCCACUGAUAUUUCCCUUAAAGGAUCACUGAACCUCAUUGUUAUCCUGACAGGCUUGAUUUGCAUCACUUUGUGUGACCUGUAGAAGUGUUUCUUUAUACAUCAGUAACUCUUGUACUGACAAUGUACUGACCAUAUUUCCUCACUUUGUAUUGAAGCUUUUAGAUUUCCUCCUACGCAGCAUAGGGAGGAAAAAAAAUCAUCCAUUUGCAUAUUUUCCCCCUUCAGGUGUUACGUUAAGAUCUUAUCAAAUAAUGUAAAUAGAAACAUGAUAAGUUGCAGGUUUUUCCAGCCUCACAGAGCCGUAUCCCGGUCCUGUGGGGUGGUGAAGCAGCUGGCGUACCAACAACCCACUCUGGGAGGAUGUGGAAGUUUCUUAAGUUGUUUUUUUUUCCAAGGCAUCAACACAUUUUCUGUUCCCUUUACCACGUCUAGACAUCGGAGCCUCACUCUGCUUAAAAUUCACCACACAACACGUGUCGCCUUUUGUUUUUCUCCUUCCUUCACUACUUGCAUUAAUGUACCAGUACACAAUGGCAGGUGUCAAAGGCUCGAUUGUGCAAGUCAAAUCUGAGGCUUUCACACGGCAGAGAAGCUCUGCACAAGUCUCAUGUCUCAGGAGGGAUCUCCAAGAGGAAAUGAGUGUAGUUAUGUAAGCUGUUCCUGAGCUGUUUGCACUGUGGGUCAUUUUAAUUCAAGCUGGAAAGUGAAGUAAUGCGAGGCUGUGCUUUCUAACAUCUUCUCCCCAGAUAGCCAAGCCUCAUCUGUAUCUAGGGCAUUAAAUAAUCACUUGUUCGCCAUUUUGUCUGGACUGUUGAACUUGCAGUGCUGCUCACAUUAUCAUUUCUAUGCGAAGGAAUGCUAACACAACCUCAAGACAGACCUUUUAAUUAGAUUAUCACAAACAGCCAGUAUAAUGUUGUCUCUCGACUGUGAAAAAUACAUAAAUCUGUGAACGUCUCCCCAGGAUUCCUGCAGAAUUAACUUACUGAAGUGCAGAAGGAGACUGAACAUGAGCUAAAAUUUACAGACAAAUCCAGUUUUGACUGUAAGGGGAUGAAGCUCUUUAUGGACAUCAUCAUUUUCAUCAUAAUGGAUGGUUUUCCUGUAUGCAGACAGAUAUGUGGGCAGAGUAUUGGCACUUUACCUCAAGCAGAGGACACUUGUUUAACCUCUCAUGUGUACUCUAUCUCCAGACUGUUGUGCUGUCAGUUGUCUUGCUGGCUAUAUUUACAUGCUCUCUGUACCUGAGAAAUAUGAGAUGUAGCUAACUUGUCAAUAUGUGCACCUGUUGUUUACUAGUAGCAACUGGCUGCCUGGUUCUACCUGCCAUGGAUUGCAUGUCAACAUGUUAAUAAAAACUGUCAGAUUAUGUAGCUACUCUGUUGUCUUUUUUGGGUCAAACCAUAGACGAUAUAUAGAAGACUGUAUAUAGAUGCAUAUAUAGAUACAGUCUGUGGGCUAAGCAUUGCAUGUUUUCAGAGUUAGAGGUACUUUGAUUAGAGGCACUCAAUUUGAGUGUUUUAAUCACUUCAUAUGUUAGAUAUGGAAGAGGAUAACAACCAGGGCUGCCAAUAUAUCUCUACACAGCAUUUAGGUCCAGAUAUAUUUAUGUAUUUUUUAAUUAUGUGCUAUUUGGUCCCCCUAAGAGCACCAUAGUUGAGCCACUGCAGUGUCUUCCUGCUGCCAUCAUGAUGGAAAAUAAUGCCACUGCACUUAAAACAAGCCAAGAGGACACUGUUAAUCAAGGGGUGUGUGAAUCUUGGGGAUAAAAAUGAAUCAAUUAUAUUAACCACCGUGCUUGCUGAAUGGGUGGCUACUGACUGCAGGCCAGUCAGCACAGAGGGAGACAUCAUGGUAUUCAGUUGAUUCUCAGACAAGACAUUGGUAAGAACUAAAAUGUUUCCCAAAUUUUUGAAUGGCAAAAUGACAGACUUUUAAAUAUGCUAAUAAAAAUGUAAUUGAAUGCAAUCAAGAUCUGGAAAAAGUUUAUUAAAAUGAAGCCUUUCCAAA
Messenger RNA from Xyrichtys novacula (pearly razorfish), 44875 nucleotides. Lineage: Eukaryota; Metazoa; Chordata; Actinopteri; Labriformes; Labridae. The record is from the annotation of a GenBank genome assembly.